AUGGGGGGAGGAGGAAGAGAAAGACUGGAUGAGCAACAACACAAAAAGGUCAUCAUUAGACAGUGAGAAAUAAUACAUGACUAAUAAAGACAAAUGGUGUGAUGGUGAAAAUAAGUCUAAUAACCCUGUUUUAUGUGUGGAUAAAUAAUUAAAUCCACAAUUGGGAAAAGAACCAUAAACAAUAUGGCUUCCUUUUUUGGUUUGGCAGGUUCUUAGUACUGACCCUCUCUGUUGAGUUGAGUGCAUGUCGCUGGUAGCAGUGUUGGAGAAAAUAGUUGAAAGGUAACGUGGGGGUUGAUUAGUCAUUGAAGGAAAAUGAGUGUAGAGAGAAAGGGAGACAGGAAGAAGGGCCACCAGCUUAGUUUCUCUGGAGCAGAACUGCGAAAAGAGUGAAAAUAAAAGCACAUGACCAUCAAAGGAAGAAAAAAAGCCACUUGUGACAACAUAACUGGUGAUUUAUGGAUUUCUCUGCUCGCAUUUGUCUAUCGGGGGCACUGCCAAAGAGCAAAUCAAUCUCUGAGAUUGUGUGUUAUUGGUGGUUCUGGUAUUCCCCUGGCAAAUGGACACACAAACCAACAGGGCUCCCAGUGGGGUGGGGAGAGUUUUUAGUCCUCAAACACACAGUCAUAAAUCAAGCUUUGCUCCCAGAUACCCUGGCUAGUCGUUCUCAUUGAGCACCUCCAGCCAAAGGCACAUUCAUUUCAAUUUACAGGGCCAGCCAUGCGAUAUAGGGAAGCAUCAGUGGAGCGUUAGUUUAGUUUGUAAUUCCUAAUUACUUUCGCUCACAACAUGGCUGCUGAAUUGCUAAUGGUCGAAGGGUGUGACCCUGCUGAGAGCUUUGCUUUGAUUGGUUGAGGGGAGGCUGGGAGUCCCUCUGAUUGGUUGAAGGGAGGCUGGGAGUUACUCUCAUAGGCUGAUUCUAAUAGUGAGUAUGAAAAAAACAAAACAUGUAUGCACUCACUAACUGUAAGUCGCUCUGGAUACAGUGAGGGAAAAAAAUAUUUGAUCCCCGGCUGAUUUUGUACGUUUGCCCACUGACAAAGAAAUGAUCAGUCUAUAAUUUUUAUGGUAGGUUUAUUUGAACAGCGAGAGACAGAAUAACAACAGAAACAUCCAGGAAAACGCAUGUCAAAAAUGUUAUAUAUUGAUUUGCAUUUUAAUGAGGGAAAUAAGUCAGAAAGAUUUCUGGCUCCCAGGUGUCUUUUAUACAGGUAACGAGCUGAGAUUAGGAGCACACUCUUAAAGGGAGUGCUCCUAAUCUCACCUUGUUACCUGUAUAAAAGAUACCUGUCCACAGAAGCAAUCAAUCAAUCAGAUUCCAAACUCUCCACCAUGGCCAAGACCAAAGAGCUCUCCAAGGAUGUCAGGGACAAGAUUGUAGACCUACACAAGGCUGGAAUGGGCUACAAGACCAUCGCCAAGCAGCUUGGUGAGAAGGUGACAACAGUUGGUGCAAUUAUUCGCAAAUGGAAGAAACACAAAAGAACUGUCAAUCUCCCUCGGCCUGGGGCUCCAUGCAAGAUCUCACCUCGUGGAGUUGCAAUGAUCAUGAGAACGGUGAGGAAUCAGUCCAGAACUACACGGGAAGAUCUUGUCAAUGAUCUCAAGGCAGCUGGGACCAUAGUCACCAAGAAAACAAUUGGUAACACACUACGCCGUGAAGGACUGAAAUCCUGCAGCGCCCGCAAGGUCCCCCUGCUCAAGAAAGCACAUAUACAUGCCCGUCUGAAGUUUGCCAAUAAAAAUCUGAAUGAUUCAGAGGAGAACUGGGUGAAAGUGUUGUGGUCAGAUGAGACCAAAAUCGAGCUCUUUGGCAUCAACUCAACUCACUGUGUUUGGAGGAGGAGGAAUGCUGCCUUUGACCCCAAGAACACUAUCCCCACCGUCAAACAUGGAGGUGGAAACAUUAUGCUUUGGGGGUGUUUUUCUGCUAAGGGGACAGGACAACUUCACCGCAUCAAAGGGACGAUGGACGGGGCCAUGUACCGUCAAAUCUUGGGUGAGAACCUCCUUCCCUCAGCCAGGGCAUUGAAAAUGGGUCGUGGAUGGGUAUUCCAGCAUGACAAUGACCCAAAACACUCGGCUAAAGCAACAAAGGAGUGGCUCAAGAAGAAGCACAUUAAGGUCCUGGAGUGGCCUACCCAGUCUCCAGACCUUAAUCCCAUAGAAAAUCUGUGGAGGAAGCUGAAGGUUCGAGUUGCCAAACAUCAGCCUCGAAACCUUAAUGACUUGGAGAAGAUCUGCAAAGAGGAGUGGGACAAAAAUCCCUCCUGAGAUGUGUGCAAACCUGGUGGCCAACUACAAGAAACGUCUGACCUCUGUGAUUGCCAACAAGGGUUUUGCCACCAAGUACUAAGUCAUGUUUUGCAGAGGGGUCAAAUACUUAUUUCCCUCAUUAAAAAAUUUUUUGACAUGCGUUUUUCUGGAUUUUUGUUGUUGUUAUUCUGUCUCUCACUGUUCAAAUAAACCUACCAUUAAAAUUAUAGACUGAUCAUUUCUUUGUGAGUGGGCAAACGUACAAAAUCAGCAGGGGAUCAAAUACUUUUUUCCCUCACUGUAAGAGCGUCUGCUAAAUGACUAAAAUGUCAAAUGUAGAAAGCCUACUUUGGGCCAGUCAAUUAUAUGGAGCAUAUACAGUGCUGUACAGUGGGUCUUGAACAUGAUUUAGCCUUGCUUGGCUACUCAUCCAUAUCGCUCCAGCCAAAAGGACGUUUCUUCUCCACGAUGAAUGUAUGUUCAUGAAUGUAUGUUCAUGUAUCUUCACGAUGAAUAUAUUUAGUGAUUGUUAGAGCAGCAGGCAAGAUUUAGCCAACAAUGUUACUACAAACCUACAUUGCAUUGUGUGCAAUAAUUAUUUCAAAUGUACCUUUUUAGCAGCCUCACUCCCAUUCUUCAUUCUGAUUGGUGGAUUUUGACCAAUGGCGGCCUCACUCCCUAUUAAUCUCUGUUGUUCUAGGUGGAGUGGUUGAAGAAUGAGGAGCCGGUGGGCUCAGAUGGGAAUAUCGACACGCGAGCGGACCACAACCUGAUCAUCCAGGAGGCACGUUUGUCUGACUCGGGAAACUACACGUGUCUGGCCAGCAACAUCGUGGCCAAGAGACGCAGCCUCACCGCCACUGUGGUCGUUUUUGGUAAGACAACUGGGUUGUAUUCAUUAGGGCACACCGUAGCAAAACAUUUCAAAACAUUGUGCAAUUAGCGUUUCUUAUUGGACAACUUCAGGUAGCCUGUCCCUGUUUCAGUCCGUUUUAUUAUAUUUUGUACCUAAUGAAUACUAACCUUCCCUAUGCAGCAGACCUUAUGGAGCAAACCAUUUCUUUCAAUUACUUUGAACAUUUGAUUGAGUCUGUCUUGAGAGACAGAUAUGCAGCUUUUUCACUUUUGGGGCUAUUCUAAUUAGGUCCAUUGCACAAAGGCAAGCUCAAUCAAGCGCAUCUUGAUUUUGGGGGGUGUUCAAUUAUUUCACUAAGUCACAGUGUAGUCAAACACAAAGUACAACAAAUAAACCAUACAGAGUUGUCCUAUUUUGACAGACAAUUCAUGGAUAUUAUGUGAGAAUCUUCCUUACACUCAGCCGUUGUAUUUUUCUGUCAUUGGUCGUAGGCGGUCACGUCUUUGUUGUAUUUUUUCUUCUUUAUUGUAUUGUACCUGCAUAGUUCCACAUGCAUUUUCACAUUGUUAGCAUCUCCUUUCUCUUGACAUGUAUCUGAAGAGGAUGUUUUCUGCCUCCUGUCUAUGCAUUUACUCUAAUCAGUCUCUCAUAGGUAGUAGGUGUUAAGAGCAGUCAGAAGCUGACAUGUCUUGGUGUUAUGUUACAUCUUGUAACGGGCAUGUAAUGAGCAACUUCCUGGUUGAGUUUAAACACAAGACAUUUAAAAGACACAGGGAAGGCUUUGACAUAAGCUGUCAACUCCUCAACUGCGUGCCUGCUAGCUACCUGGAGGCUAGGAUUCUCUGUUGCUUGUGCUUUCGCAGGCUCGUAGGAAGGAAGGAAAGAGAGCUAGGAACAGAAAAAGGCAAUAGCUAGCGCCUAUCAUAACUCCACAGGACUGUGUGAACACAGGAAGACAACGAUAAAAUCGCAUUAAUUAAACCUCAUGAAACGUCUCUCUGAAUAUAAUACUUCUCUUAUUUAUUAAUUCCCUCUUUCAAACCCCUUUUGCUAGUUGAAAACCUCCUCCUCUGUGUCAACGUGACCAAAUCACCACACUGACAAUCAUUAAAACAGCUGGAAAUCCAACUACUGUUUUUGUCUAAACACAGAACCUGUUGAGGCCUAUCAGUAAUCUGUGUAGCUACACUACAUGACCAAAAGUAUGUGGACACCUGCUUGUCAAACAUCUCAUUCCAAAAUCAUGGGCAUUAAUAUGGAGUUGGUCUGCCCUUUGCUGCUAUAACAGCCUCCACUCUUCUGGGAAGGCUUUCCACUAGAUGUUGGAACAUUGCUGCGGGGACUUUCUUCCAUUCAGCCACAAGAGUAUUAGUGAGGUCGGGCACUGAUGUUGGGUGAUUAGGCCUGGAUCGCAGUCAACGUUCCAAUUCAUCCCAAAGGUGUUCAAUGGUGUUGAGGUCAGGGCUCUGUGCAGGCCAGUCAAGUUCUUCCACACCGAUCUCGACAAACCAUAUCUGUAUGGACCAUGCUGAAAACAGGAAAGGGCCUUCCCCAAACUGUUGCCACAAAGUUGGAAGCACAGGAUCGUCUAGAAUGUCGUAUGCUGUAGCAUUAAGAUUUCCCUUCACUGGAACUAAGGGGCCUAGCCCGAACCAUGAAAAACAGCACCAGACCAUUAUUCCUUUUUUCCAAACUAUACAUUUGGCACUAUGCAUUGGCGCUGGUAGCAUUCUCCUGACAUCCGCCAAACCCAGAUUCAUCCGUCGGACUGCCAGAUGGUGAAACAUAAUUCAUCACUCCAGAGAACGUGUUUCCACUGCUCCAGAGUCCAAUGGCGGCGAGCUUUACACCACUCCUGCCGACUCUUGGCAUUGCGCAUGGUGAUCUUAGGCUUGUGUGCGGCUGCUCGGCCAUGGAAACCCAUUUCAUGAAGCUCCUGACAACCAGUUAUUGUGCUGACGUUGCUUCCAGAGGCAGUUUGGUAGUGGAGUGUUGCAACCGAGGACACACAAUUUUUAUGCGCUUCAGCACUCGGCGAUCCCGUUCUGUGAGCUUGUGUGGCCUACCACUUCGCGGCUGAGCCGUUGUUGCUCCUAGACGUUUCCACUUCACAAUAACAGCACUUACUGUUGAUCGGGGCAGCUCUAGCAGGGCAGAUAUUUGACAAACUAACUUGUUGGCAUCCUAUGACGGUGCCACUUUGAAAGUCACUGAGCUCUUCAGUAAGGCCAUUCUACUGGCAAUGUUUGUCUAUGGAGAUUGCAUGGCUGUGUGCUGGACUUUAUACACCUGUCUGCAACGGGUGUGGCUGAAAUAGCCGAAUCCACUAAUUUGAAGGGGUGUCCACACACUUUUGUAUAUAUAGUGUACCUGACUACUUGUCAUGGUAAUGAUGUGCCUGGCAGGCCCUGCUAGGAGUGAGAGCCUACAGACAGACAGAUGUAAUGGAGUAAUGUGUUCUCACACUGACAUUUGUUUCCUGUCUGACGAUGAAUGAUGAUGAAUGGAGUCAUAAUCAGUCAAUCACUGAACUGCUUUUGAGCCCAGCACAUCUGAGAGAGAGAGAGAGAGAGAGAGAGAGAGAGAGAGCUUCACCUCUCUGACAUGCCUUUGGUUUCUUGGCCUUUCACGUUUAGCCCAGGUGGAACUCCUGUGUUUUAGGCAGUCAGCCUGUGCGUGUGGGGUUUUUUUCUCUUCCCUCCUUCACUCUGCUGUCAUGUUACAUUUUACAUGCUUCUCUCCUUUUUCCCCCUCUCUCUUUUUCUCUCCUUCUUCUACUCUCUCUCCUUCUAUCCUUCUCCCCUCUCCCAUCUCCCUCGCUUCUUUUCCAUCUCUCCCUCUACUUCCUCCCUCCUUCUCCCCCUUUGUCCAUUUCUCCAGUGAACGGAGGGUGGUCAUUGUGGACAGACUGGUCCACCUGUAACGUGCGCUGUGGGCGGGGGGUCCAGAAACGCUCCCGUACCUGCACCAACCCCGCCCCUCUCAAUGGGGGCACCUUCUGCGAGGGCAUGUCUGUCCAGAAGAGUACCUGUAAUGCCCUCUGCCCAGGUCUGUUUGUCUAUCUGGCUAUCUGGCUGUUUAGCAGGCUUCUUGUCUAUCUGUCUGUCUGUUCUCAUUCUAUCCAACAGUCUGACUGUCUAGGAGGGGGGAUAUUUUUGUUGUGGGGUUGCAUUAUUUACCAAGCAAUCUAUAUUAUGACAGCGCUCCUCUUCAAGGAGGAGGCGGGCUCCCCCACUGCUGUUAUGGUAAUUUCCCUCCAAACCGCUUUCAUAAACCCAUCGUCUGACCCCAUUUUUCCCCUCAGAGAGAGAGACAGAAAAGGAUAUAGGGAAGAGGGAGGGAGAGAGAGAGGGCAAGAGAGGUAGGGUGAGAGAGUGAGAGAGUGAGUGAGAGAGAGAGAGAAGAUUAGAAGAGUGUGAACAUGGAUAAAGAAUAUCAUGCAGUCUAAAAGGAAAGGCCGGAAAAUUAUUAAAGACUCCAGCCACCCAAGCCAUAGACUGUUCUCUCUGCUUCCACACGGCCAACGGUACCGGAUGAACAAGUCUGACACCAACAGGCUUCUGAACAGCUUCUAUCCCCAAGACAUAAGACUGCAAAUAGCUAACUCUGCAUUGACCCUAAUAUUUAUUUUAAAAAUGUGCACCGACUCUAUGCACACUCACUCAAUCAAACACACACACACACACACACACACACACACACACACAACAAGCACACACAUUCAUACUGACUCUACACACACUCACUAACAAUCAUAAUAUAUGCUGCUGCUACUCUGUUUAUCAUAUAUCCUGAUGCCUAGUCACCUUACCCCUAUACAUAUUUAUCCCUACCCCUCCAGUAUCCCUGCACAUUGUAAAUAUGGUAUUGGCAUUGAUCCUGGAACGGACCCUGUAUAUAGCUUACUUACUCUCUCGUGUUCCUCUUAUUUCUCGUGUGUUUUUGUUCUACUUAAUCAAUAAGGCACGAGGAGGUGUGGUAUAUUGCCAAUUUACCACGGCUAAGGGCUGUUCUUACACACAAUGCAACGCAGAGUGCCUGGAUACAGCCCUUAGCCGUGGUAUAUUGGCCAUAUACCACAAACCUCCGAGGUGUCUUAUUGCUAUUAUAAACUGGUUACCAACAUAAUUAGAGCAGUAAAAAUAAAUGUUUUGUCAUACCUGUGGUAUACGGUCUGAUAUACCAUGGCUGUCAGCCAAUCAGCAUUCAGGGCUCGAACCACCCAGUUUAUAAUUUACUUUAUAGUACUACUGACAUUGAUUACUGCAUUGUUGGGAAGAGCUUGCAAGAAAGACAUUUCACUGUACUUGUGCAUGUGACAGUAGAACUUGAGACUCUCUCUCCUCCACAAGACUUUCUCUCUCUGUGAGUCUCAGCCUGCGUGCAAACACAGCGUUUGCAUUUAGAUUAGCAAGGCAGAGAGAAACCUUGAAAACCUAUUGAAUUGGUAAGGUGGUAGAGGAGACUUGAUGGAACAAGACAAAAAGAAAACUGUAUUUUCUGCCUUGAGUCAGCACCAGGAUAGAACAUGACAUGGUAUUUUUCUAAUGUCGGCCCUGGAGAGAAAGAAGAGAGGGUUUUGUGUGGUGGGCUUUAGGGCUGGUCCAUUGUAAGUGCUCUAUCAGUAAGGUCCAUAAACCAAUUGUGUAGAGUAAUUCUGGUGUAAUGGGGUGGGGCAGUUAUGUUCCACUCAGCUGUUUGCUAACUCUGCGAAUCUAUUAUAUGAGUUGGGUCUAAGGUCCUGUGUGUCUGUGUGUGUGUGUCUGUGUGCGCAUGUGAGUGUGUGUGUGUGAGUGUGGAUGUUUUUUAACCCUUUCUUCCCUCUCAGUGGAUGGUGGCUGGGGAGAGUGGACAGAGUGGACGGUGUGCAGUGCGGCGUGUGUGAGACAGCGCAGCAGAGAGUGUACAGCCCCGGAGCCCAAACAUGGAGGCAGUCUGUGUGACGGGGCCGCCCUGGGAACAGAUAACUGCACCGGGGGCCUCUGCACUCAGAGUGAGUAAUGUCACAUACCGCUUCAUCUGGUGGUACAACUCUGGUGGUAGAUAUUGUCUUCAUUAUAAUCUUCACCAUCAUCGUCAGAAUGUUCAUCAUUGGGAUCAUCAUCAUCAUCAUCAUCAUCAAUACCACACUUAUUUUGUUGAGAAUUAAAACAUUGCCAAAGACAAAGUAGUCUUCUGUUGGCUGGCACGUUUCCAGUUGCAGCACCAGCAAUGCUGUGGACAAAUCCAUCCUUAGUUCCUUAGUGAUGCCAUAAGCAGUGAACCACAUACAGUAUCUGCCAGUUGCUUUGAGAGUAUGGGAUGGAAGCAGAGUUUGAAUUAUAUUGUGACAUUCGGGGGCUGGGUCUUUUUCAGGGUACUUUCUUUUUCUUUUGUAUGAAAAUGUUUUAUGGGCCUAAGUAAAGACGUAUUUUAACAGUAAAAAUGUAUUACCUUUUAAUGUGGCAUGAACACAACCAGUCAUGAUGUUUGUCAUCUGAUUGUCACUUCAAAAAGUAGGCUACCUGCACACGUUCAUAAUACAGUCCACUCCAAAAUAAUUUCAUCAUCCAAACAGUGCCCAUUUGUUACAAAACACCAAAAAGUGUAAUGACAUUGAGUGAUGUUCAUUAGGCCUACACUCUAGUAGCCUGAAUUAAUUGUUUUGCUGACAUAUUGACCUUUUUGUCAGGACACCUGAAAAGGGGCUGAAAUAUGGGACGCAAAUACAGCUGAGAGAAUAGGAGAAUGAUUAAAUUAGAGACCAACCCCCCCCCCCCCCCCCCCCCAAACUUUGUCUCAUGAGCACAUACCCCCCCGUAAUCCACACACUGGAUGGAAGUCCAUACUUAUUUCUUAAUUCUUCUGAUGCCCAUAUGCAGGAAGACAAUCAGCCUUAAUAUCUUCACAUCAAUUUCCACACAUACUUACACAGACACAUGCACACACGCACAGACACACGCUCCAUACAAUCCCUCAAGUCCUAUCACCGAGCCAAUCUCACUACCGUGAGACACACACAUUGUGAUCAUAAUCACAUUUGGGCAUGUACACACGUGCACACACACACACACACACACUCUCCAUACACUCCCUGUGUCAUAAAGAGUCUUAUCACUGGGCCCACACACACACACACAUUUUGAACAUGCGCACACAUAAGGGUGCUCAUUGGAAAACAACUGCAGGUUACAUUCUGUAGUAUUCCAUUCAAGUAGAAGUGAAAUGACAUGGUGUCUGUGUGUCUUUGCAGAUCGAAAGCUGCUACACGACGCCAAGCCACAGGGUGAGUUUUCCCCAACCACCAUCCUACUUUAGAACACAAUGUGACACACGAAAACCACUAUUUGCUACUCCUCUGCUAUAACAACCAUUUAUAUGUUGUCACGCCACCACUCACAGAUACAACUCUCCAACCCAAAACUCCAACAUCAUGAUCCAGAACUAUUAUUCCCACAAAAAUGAUCAUAUCACCAAAAUUAACCUAAACCACUCAUACUUCAGGUAUAGUUCAUUUUAUAUCACUCAAAUAUCCAGUUAAUGGUGGCCAAUAUUGAGAGAUAUUGUCAGGCUACCCUCACGUAUUUGAAAUUACAUGAUCAAUUGAUGUUUACUGAUGAUGAAAAGCAUGCAGUUACUUGCUGUAUAACUCUGAUGAUAGAGCUAAAUGUGCGCAAUUGUUUUGCACGGAAAAAUCGGAAAUGUGUAUUUCUGACUAUGCUUUUCAAGAGGUGAUAUUACAACCAAAUAGUUAACAUUUAUUUAACAAUCCCUUGAAAACGGCACUCAGUUGUCAAUGGUUUUAGCAGAGCUGGGAUCUCCUUGUCCCCCAGCAGGCAAAUCGAACGCUCUGCACCUUAUUGUGACGUUUUAUUGAUAACGACCUAUACAAGAAACCUUAUUCUCACGAUGAACACCUUCAAAAUGAUUAUCUUAAUCAUAAAAUGCCAUUUUAAUGCCAAUUACUUGUGACACCACAACUGUCACAUUCAGAUUGUUUUUGUCUUUUUUUCUUCUUCGUGGGAGUAAGGGAAAAAGACGCAGCCAGUCUGCCAAAAUUUAGCGAGCCCCCAAUUAACCUGCCAUGUUUAGCUGCUAAUGCCUCUUUUGCAUAUUUGGGCAAAUGCUGCUUUUCUUGAAGCUUCAGUCUACUUAGCGAUAUUCUCAGUCCUGUUCCUGUGCAGAUCUCAUUAUCUUUGGAGAACAAGCUAAGCCAGCAGUCCUUUUCUUUACACACACACACUUUUUUAAAUCUGUUGUGGUGUACUGGUGAGACCAGAUACAACUUAAUCAUUGCAGAUUAGCUAAUUUAAUGAACUGGUCUUGUCACAAUAUAGGGUGUUCACUCAUAAAAUGAUUAAUUCAUUCAAGGUUUAUACAAAUCAAUAGUGAAUUGCGUCAGAAAAACAAUAGUCCAAACCGUAUGUCUCUACCAUAUAUGGUUAAAAAAUUAGAUGAUUUACUCUGAGAAUUUAGCAUGUUUAGAGUGAAUGGAAUGUCAUCACGGGCAUGAUCAAAAAGUGUUCACUGCUCAUUAGAACUCUGUGGUGCUGCGCUGCGCCGGUGGCAGAACGGCGCUUACUUCGAACAUCACCUGACAAGCUAACUAGUGCCUGCAGGUUUGUGAGUGAAAACAUGGACUUUUUCUAAAUGAAAUCAGCGGAAUACAAAACAAAAUAGGAACAAAAUAUAUAUUUAUUUACAAAGCUAAUAGACUGAAUUUCAAUAUCCUCCCUCCGUGAAGACAAUCUGUUCCUGUUUUCAUUGUGUAUUUCUGAUUCUUUCCCUUUAUAUCACCAUUGAAAUGGCCCCUCUCAAUGUAGACUGAUCGCCAAUAUAGCGAAUUAAUGUCAAUGAAAGCCAAGGAUCUGGAGAUGAGGGUAUCAAGUUGAUUUUGAUUGGUCCAACCCGCGGAAACACCUCCAAAUGGUACAACCUCCCAACGCCAAAUAUGGAAGAGCUACAACCAAGAGCGGCAUGGUCUAAACUAGCAACAGUCACAGCAAAUUAACGUUCUUAUUUCAUCAACACUGUCAAGUACAAGUAUAUUAAGGUUAUAAUAUUGUAGAGAACAAUAUAAGGAUUAAUGCUAUGUUAUUUAUAAUGACAUAGGGCAAAGAAAAUGAAGUUUUGACAUAAUUUCAUAGCACCCUCUUGAAUUGCCCCGUCUUUCUCUAUAUUCUAUAGCAGUGAGUGAACGCCCUACACAAUAUCCCAGUAGAACGCAGAGGGCCUUCCGAGUGAUGCCAGAGACUAACAGCCCUUUGAGAUGACAGUCAGGUGCUGGGCUUGAUUAGAAUCUUAGUUGUGUGCGUGUGUGUGCAUGUGUGGGUGUGUGUGUCUGACACACCAGUCAGGUGCUGGGGUGAUUAGGACAACUUCCUCAUUAGUGCGUUAACAGGAUGCAGUGGGAGGAAAUACCGCACCACAGCGGAGUGAGGAGACAGGAAAUGGAGAACAAUAAAGCCACAGAAGGAAGCAGGUUGAAACCUGGAAUGUUUCUGCCCUAAAAAAAACUCCUGCUAGAGUUUUUUCAGUAGAACCUUUUCAGGAGAAGUGCAUUUUAGAGAUGUUACUGUGGAAGUUUCGGGUAAACAUGACUUUACUGUGCCUCUCCCAAAGCAUUUUAAUUAAAUGUAUUUUAAAAUGAGGGGCAAACUUUGUACAGCAGUGAAAGUUGUGUUGGUCUGGCCAGUAUAGCAAAAAAUCUAGAUGCCACUUGACUUGACCCUUCCAUCAUUGGGCUCAUAUAACAUAUCAUACUAUUACCUACUGAAUUCUACUCUGAAUAUAGCUCUGAGUUGAUACCUUUUCUCUUUCUCUGAUGUUUAUACUUUGAUUAAAGUUUCUCUCCCUCUCUCUCCCCCAGGUCUGGAGGGUAGCAGUGACGUAGCGCUGUAUUCGGGCCUGGCGGCGGGGGUGGUGACUGUGGUGGUGUUGAUUGUGGCGGUGACCCUCUACCGGAGGAACCAGAGCGAGUACGGUGUGGACGUCAUUGACUCCUCCGCCCUCACUGGUGGCUUUCAGUCCUUUAGCUUCAAGACCACCUGCCAAGGUGAGCUCAGAGAACACACACAGACAGACACACACACACACAGCUGAACACACAUUACCUUUGGAUAAGAUGAGGCAGGGAGGGGCACACACACACAUACACACACCAAGUUGAAGCAGAAAGGCACACACACUUACACUGCUGAAGACACACAUUGCUGUGGUCCAACAGAAGCUCAGUGUGUGUGACUGACUGUCCUUGGUGGUGUGUUUAACUACUUCAUUUUAAAAAGUCCUUGUGUCCAACAGCAAGGUUGUGUUUGGUUUGCUCAGUGACACAGUAGGGUGGUGUCAGCACUGUCUAACUUAUCUGUCUCUCUGUCUCUCUCCCUCUAUCGCUCACUCUCGCUUUCUGUCUCUCAUCCUGUCUGGAGUGGAGAGGAGCAGAGACCAGACACAGCUCUCAUUUCUCAUGGUCUCACUCUCUCUUCCAAACAAUCACUCACUCACUCACUCACUCACUCACUCACUCACUCACACACACACACACACCACAAACACACACACAAACACACACAAACACACACACCUCCCCUCCACCGUUCAGCACCCCCAUGGUGUUGAUGGUGGAGGAAAACGCUGUCUCAGGCGCCACUCCAGAAUCUCCCAUAAGUGUUCAAUUGGGUUGAGAUCUCGUGACUGAGACGGCCAUGGCAUAUGGUUUACAUCGUUUUCAUGCUCAUCAAACCAUUCAGUGACCACUCAUGCCCUGUGGAUAGGGGCAUUGUCAUCCUAUGGGAGCAUAGCCAUGGUAGACACAAUAAUGGCCUACCCAGCAUUUGUAUACAUGACUCUAAGCAUGAUAGGAUGUUAAUUGCCUAAUUAACUCAGGAACCACACCUGUGUGGAAGCACCUGUUUUCAAUAUACUUUGUACCCCUCAUUCACUCAAGUGUUUCUAUUAUUUUGGCAGUUACCUCUAUCUAUCUGCUCUACACUGAGUGUACAAAACAUUAGGAACUCUUUCAAUGACAUAGACUGACCAGAUGAAUCCAGGUGAAAGCUAUGAUCCCUUAUUUGGGCCUCUGUCCUCCCAGAGAAUUGGAGAAAUACACACACACACUGUAAAAAGUAACUGCCUAACUCAUUAAAGAAAUUGAGUAGUGGCUACUCAAACAUCUCCAACGGUCAGUAGACACUGGCGUUGGGGUUCCUCCCGGAGGUCAGGCCCCCCAGAAAGGAUUUGAACACCUCAUAAGCCAUGAAUGACUUUUUCUUUAUUACAGGAAAUUUGCUUGAAAACUGCAACAUUUUCUCUCAGCCUCAAGGAUUCUUGAAAGUCAGGACAAUCCUUGUGGCCGGCAGGGAAACUUUAUUUUUGUAGUUGAACAUUUGUAUUUUGUUGCAUUAUUUGAGUUUAAAAUGUACAUUUAGGGCAAUUUUAUAUAGAAAAUAUUUGUUUUUGGAAUUUUCAAGAUACUUUCAAUCAACCUGAUACCCCAGAUUGUCACGCUCGUUAUUAGAUGAGACGGACCAAGGCACAGCGUGAUAAGCGUACAUUUUAUUUCGUACACAACACACGAACAAAACAACAAAACGAUAUGUGAAGUCCUAGGUUAUAUACAAAACCUUACGGAACAAGAUCCCACAAUAAACUAGUGAAAACAGGCUGCCUAAGUAUGGUCCCCAAUCAGAGACAACGAGCUACAGCUGCCUCUGAUUGGGAACCACCCUGGCCAACAUAGAUCUAAACGAUCUAGAACAAAAACAUAGAAAACUAUAACAUAGAAAAUCCACACCCUGGCUCAACAUUUAAUAGUCCCCAGAGCCAGGGCGUGACACAGAUAAACAGUUUAGGGCAACCCUAAAUCAAUUUACAGGCACGGUUGACCACCCCACUCCUUCCCGGCACUCAUCUUGAGAGGAGUUUGAACGUGGUACCUCUCCAUGCUCACUCCACAUGCACGGUCUCAGGACUCAUGCCGCACUCCUGCCGCUCGUACACAGGUUGCUGGCUCAGACUCAGUAGAAGUGGUGCAGGACCGCGACCGGCAGACCCAGAAUUGGUCCAGCGUCGUCCAAGGUAGGGGAGGGUUUGGCCGGCAGGGAUGUGGGUUCGUUUCCCACGGGGGGCCAGUAUGAAAACAAACCAAAAAAAAAAAAAAACAUGUAUGCAUUCACUAACUGUAAGUCGCUCUGGAUAAGAGCGUCCGCUAAAUGACUAAAAUGUAAAUGUAGUGAACGCCAUUACUUCAGCCGGUUAGGAGGGGUGAAGCUCACACUGUUCUCGUCGUAUUAUUCCUUCCAUGCAUAUAGAUACCAUCUGUAGUCACUAUCGCCAUAACUUCGAGAGAGGACAGACCAAAAGAACAGUUUAAGGCAUUUCUGAUUCAGAAAAUCCAAACGACUAUUUACCAUAUGACAAAUUAUUACCUUCCUAAUUUUCUUAGUACAAAAUUCCUAAGACAAAUAUCAAACCACACCAACACCCUGUUGAAACCCUUUUCCAAAUUGGCUUAUACUCCCCUAUCAUAUUGGCGACCUCCCCGCAGAGUUACCGGUUCAGGGAGUUAGAGAGCUAACCCUUAGGGAGAAAACCCGACCAUACAGCAGACCCAAUCUGGUGAGAUGUGUAUUGAAACAAAAACACUUCUUCAUAUUAUACUCAAAUGUCCCCCAAUGUCUCUAUCCUUUCUAGUGAGGUUGAUCAGGCCUCAACAGAAAGUCAGGACAAAGGUCAUUCAACACCAUUAAAGUAUUUUCUUUCCCUUUUCUUUCCCUGUACUUCAGAAACCAUUUUAUUUUUUCUAACAUUUCCAUCAUUCUGCGUACCCACUUUACAACCAAAUUAAAAAGACCCCACACAAUAAAUCAAACACGGUAUUAACACCACUAACAAAUAUUCAUAACCAGUGGGUUGUGUGUGCGUGUGCUGGUGUGUGUGGUAAAACGUAGGGUAAAAAACUAACAUUUGGCCAGGCCUUACUUAUCUGGGAGCUCCCUCUACGGCCGGAUCCGGAUAACAUUAUACUUUAUAAAACUGCAGAAUUUCACAAAAGUCUCGGGAAACAUUUCAAAGAGAGACGUAAGGACACCCCAACCUCUCCUGGUAGAGAAAGUGUACAUCUCGUUAGUAUUCACUAUGCUACAUCUUAAUCAGCAACACAGAAGUUUGAAUGACAAACAAAACAUGAUCAUGAUAAAUCCAGUGUCCUCCCUCCAAUCAUUAAUCGUUUGUUUUAAUCCAUCCCAACGUUUAUGUACCCUUUAUGUAGCCUUUACUACACUUAGACACGGCAGCAUUUCUCUCGCCACCGAGUCUAACGAUUUUUUUUGUUGUUGUUGUUUUUCACCUUUAUUUAACCAGGUAGGCCAGUUGAGAACAAGUUCUCAUUUACAACUGCGACCUGGCCAAGAUAAAGCAAAGCAGUGCGAUAAAAACAACAACAACACAGAGUUACAUAUGGGAUAAACAAAACAUACAGUCAAUAACACAAUAGAAAAUAUAUAUACAGUGUGUGCAAAUGUAGUAAGUUAUGGAGGUAAGGCAAUAAAUAGGCCAUAGUGCAAAAUAAUUAAAAUGUAGUAUUAACACUGGAGUGAUAGAUGUUCAGAAGAUGAUGUGCAAAUAGAGAUACUGGGGUGCAAAUGAGCAAAAUAAAUAACAAUAUGGGGAUGAGGUAGUUGGGUGGGCUAAUUACAGAUGGGCUGUGUACGGGUGCAGUGAUCGGUAAGCUGCUCUGACAACUGAUGCUUACAGUUAGUGAGGGAGAUAAGAGUCUCCAGCUUCAGAGAUUUUUGCAGUUCUUUUCAGUCAUUAGCAGCAGAGAACUGGAGGGAAUGGCGGCCAAAGGAGGUGUUGGCUUUGGGGAUGACCAGUGAGAUAUACCUGCUGGAGCGCAUACUACGGGUGGGUGUUGCUAUGGUGACCAAUGAGCUAAGAUAAGGCGGGGAUUUGCCUAGCAGAGAUGUAUAGACGACCUGGAGCCAGUGGGUUUGGCGACGAAUAUGUAGUGAGGGCCAGCCAACGAGAGCGUACAGGUCACAAUGGUGGGUAGUAUAUGGGCCUUUGGUGACAAAACGGAUGGCAGUGUGAUAGACUACAUCCAAUUUGCUGAGUAGAGUGUUGGAGGCUAUUUUGUAAAUGACAUCGCCGAAGUCAAGGAUCGGUAGAAUAGUCAGUUUUACGUGGGCAUGUUUGGCAGCAUGAGUGAAGGAGGCUUUGUUGCGAAAUAGGAAGCUGAUUCUAGAUUUAACUUUGGAUUGGAGAUGCUUAAUGUGAGUCUGGAAGGAGAGUUUACGGUCUAACCAGACACCUAGGUAUUUGUAGUUGUCCACAUAUUCUAAGUCAGACCCGCCGAGAGUAGUGAUUCUAGUCGGGCGGGUGGGUGCAAGCAGCGUUCGAAUGAAGAGCAUGCAUUUAGUUUUACUAGCAUUUAAGAGCAGUUGGAGGCUACGGAAGGAGUGUUGUAUGGCAUUGAAGCUCGUUUGGAGGUUUGUUAACACAGUGUCCAAUGAAGGGCCAGAUGUAUACAAAAUGGUGUCGUCUGCGUGGAGGUGGAUCUGAGAGUCACCAGCAGCAAGAGCGACAUCAUUGAUAUACACAGAGAAUAGAGUCGGCCCGAGAAUUGAACCCUGUGACACCCCCAUAGAGACUGCCAGAGGUCCAGACAACAGGCCCUCCGAUUUGACACAUUGAACUCUAUCUGAGAAGUAGUUGGUGAACCAGGCGAGGCAGUCAUUUGAGAAACCAAGGCUAUUUAGUCUGCCAAUAAGAAUGCAGUGAUUGACAGAGUCGAAAGCCUUGGCCAGGUCGAUGAAGACGGCUGCACAGUAUUGUCUUUUAUCGAUCGCGGUUAUAAAAUUGUUUAGGACCAUGAGCGUGGCUGAGGUGCACCCAUGACCAGCUCGGAAACCCGAUUGCAUAGCGGAGAAGGUACGGUGGGAUUCGAAAUGGUUGGUGAUCUGUUUGUUAACUUGGCUUUCAAAUACUUUCGAAAGGCAGGGCAGGAUGGAUAUAGGUCUGUAACAGUUUGGAUCUAGAGUGACACCCCCUUUGAAGAGGGGGAUGACCGCGGCAGCUUUCCAAUCUCUGGGGAUCUCAGACGAUACGAAAGAGAGGUUGAACAGGCUGGUAAUAGGGGUUGCGACAAUUUCGGCGGCUAAUUUUAGAAAGAAAGGUUCCAGAUUGUCUAGCCCAGCUGAUUUGUAGGGGUCCAGAUUGUGCAGCUCUUUCAGAACAUCAACUAUCUGAAUUUGGGUGAAGGAGAAGCGGGGGGGCAUGGGCAAGUUGCAGCGGAGGGUGCAGAGCUGGUGGCCGGGGUAGGGGUAGUCAGGUGGAAAGCAUGGCCAGCCAUAGCAAAAUGCUUGUUGAAAUUUUCGAUUAUCGUAGAUUUAUCGGUAGUGACAGUGUUUCCUAGCCUCAGUGCAGUGGGCAGCUGGGAGGAGGUGCUCUUAUUCUCCAUGGACUUUACAGUUACAGGAUGCACAUUUCUGUUUGACAAAGCUAGCCUUUGCUUUCCUAACUGAUUGUGUAUAUUGGUACCUGACUUCCCUGAAAAGUUGCAUAUCGUGGGGGCUGUUCGAUGCUAAUGCAGUACGCCACAGGAUGUUUUUGUGCUGGUCAAGGGCAGUCAAGGAUACAUCCAGGAUACCUGGGCCAGGUCAAUUAGAAAGGCCUGCUCGCUGAAGUGUUUUAGGGAGUGUUUGACAGUGAUUAGGGGUGGUCGUUUGGCCGCGGACCCAUUACGGACGCAGGCAAUGAGGCAGUGAUCGCUGAGAUCCUGGUUGAAGACAGCGGAGGUGUAUUUAGAGGGUAAGUUAGUCAGGAUGAUAUCUAUGGGUGCCCAUGUUUACGGUUUUAGGGUUGUACCUGGUAGGUUCCUUGAUAAUUUGUGUGAGAUUGAGGGCAUCUAGUUUAGAUUGCAGGACGGCCGGGAUGUUAAGCAUAUCCCAGUUUAGAUCACCAAGCAAUACGAACUCUGAGGAUAGAUGGGGGGCAGUCAAUUCACAUAUGGUGUCCAGGGCACAGCUGCGGGCUGAGGGGGGUCUGUAGCAAGCGGCAACAGUGAGAGACUUAUUUCUGGAAAGGUGGAUUUUUAGAAGUAGGAGCUCAAACUGUUUGGGCACAGACCUGGAUAGUAUGAUCUCUACAGUAGAUUGCAACCACCCCCUUUGGCAGUUUUAUCUAGACGGACAAUGUUGUAGUUGGGAAUGUACAUUUCUGAAUCUUUGGUGGCCUUCUUAAGCCAGGAUUCAGACACUGCUAGAACAUCAGGGUUGGCGAAGUGUGCUAACGCAGUAAGUAACUCAAACUUAGGGAGGAGGCUUCUGAUGUUAACAUGCAAGAAACCAAGGCUUUUGCGGUUACAGAAGUCAACAAAUGAUAGCACCUGGGGAGUAGGAGUGAUACUGAGGGCUACAGGGCCUGGGUUAACCUCUACAUCACCAGAGGAACAGAGGAGGAAUAGAAUAAGGAUACGGCUAAAGGCUUUAAGAACUGGUCUUCUAGUGCGUUGGGUACAGAGAGUAAAAGGGGCAGAUUUCCGGGCGUUGUAGAAUAGAUUCAGGGCAUUAUGUACAGACAAGGAUAGGAGUAUAGUGGAGGUAAGCCUAAGCGUUGGGUAACGAUGAAAGAGAUUGCAUCACUGGAGGCACCGAUUGAGCUGGUCUCCGCGCGUGUGGGGGGUGGGACAAAGGAGCUAUCUGAGGCAGGUUGAGCGGGACUGGGGGCUCUACAGUGACAAAGUACAGUAAGAACUAACCGAAACAGCAAUAGGCAAGGCAUAUUGACAUGGGAGAGAGGCAUAAAGCAAUCACAGGUGUUAUUCGAGAGAGCUAAGACAACAGCUGGGAAUGGCGACGAACGUUUGAGCUGAGGCUAAACAGAUAAACAGGAUGGGGUACCGUAUAAAGGAACAGUCCAGCAGGCAUCAGCUGUGUAGCUGAGUGAUCAUAAGGUCCAGUGAACAGCAAUAGGUGUGUCCGGGAGCAGUUCAGUGGCUGCUACGGCACAGGCGAGCAGGAGGCACGGCUGUUGAUUGCGUGUGCUAGCGGGCCGGGGCUAGCAGAUGGAUCUUCAUGGUCGUCGCAACGGGAAGCCUGUUGAAACCACAUCAGACGAUUACGUCGGCAGACCAGUCGUGAUGGAUCGGCGGGGCUCUGUGUCAACACUAGGAGGUCCCGUCCGGUUGACAGAGAGGUAGAUAGCCGGGAGAUGGGCCUGGCUCGAGGCUAGCUCAAGGCUAACUGGGGCUUGCUUCGGGACAGUGGUGAUUAGCCAACAACAACAACAGCCAUUCGGUUGCAGCUAGCUAGUUGCGAUGAUCUGGUGUUAAGGUCCAGUGAUUCAGUGAUUCCGGCAGAAAAUCCAUAUGCUCUGGCUCGAUAGCGCGAUGUGCAGACUGGCCGAUAAUUGUCCAGGCUAGAGCUGGCUGGUAGGUAGUGCAGGCCACGGACAAUGGUGAAGACCGCUAACGGUGGCUAAUAGCAAGUACAGUGGGGGAAAAAAGUAUUUAGUCAGCCACCAAUUGUGCAAGUUCUCCCACUUAAAAAGAUGAGAGAGGCCUGUAAUUUUCAUCAUAGUUACACGUCAUCUAUGACAGACAAAUUGAGAGAGAAAAAAUCCAGAAAAUCACAUUGUAGGAUUUUUUAUGAAUUUAUUUGCAAAUUAUGGUGGAAAAUAAGUAUUUGGUCACCUACAAACAAGCAAGAUUUCUGGCUCUCACAGACCUGUAACUUCUUCUUUAAGAGGCUCCUCUGUCCUUCACUCGUUACCUGUAUUAAUGGCACCUGUUUGAACUUGUUAUCAGUAUAAAAGACACCUGUCCACAACCUCAAACAGUCACACUCCAAACUCCACUAUGGCCAAGACCAAAGAGCUGUCAAAGGACACCAGAAACAAAAUUGUAGACCUGCACCAGGCUGGGAAGACUGAAUCUGCAAUAGGUAAGCAGCUUGGUUUGAAGAAAUCAACUGUGGGAGCAAUUAUUAGGAAAUGGAAGACAUACAAGACCACUGAUAAUCUCCCUUGAUCUGGGGCUCCACGCAAGAUCUCACCCCGUGGGGUCAAAAUGAUCACAAGAACGGUGAGCCAAAAUCCCAGAACCACACGGAGGGACCUAGUGAAUGACCUGCAGAGAGCUCGGACCAAAGUAACAAAGCCUACCAUCAGUAACACACUACGCCGCCAGGGACUCAAAUCCUGCAGUGCCAGACGUGUCCCCCUGCUUAAGCCAGUACAUGUCCAGGCCCGUCUGAAGUUUGCUAGAGUGCAUUUGGAUGAUCCAGAAGAGGAUUGUGAGAAUGUCAUAUGGUCAGAUGAAACCAAAAUAGAACUUUUUGGUAAAAACUCAACUCGUCGUGUUUGGAGGACAAAGAAUGCUGAGUUGCAUCCAAAGAACACCAUACCUACUGUGAAGCAUGGGGGUGGAAACAUCAUGCUUUGGGGCUGUUUUUCUGCAAAGGGACCAGGACGACUGAUCCGUGUAAAGGAAAGAAUGAAUGGGGCCAUGUAUCGUGAGAUUUUGAGUGAAAACCUCCUUCCAUCAGCAAGGGCAUUGAAGAUGAAACGUGGCUGGGUCUUUCAGCAUGACAAUGAUCUCAAACACACCGCCCGGGCAACGAAGGAGUGGCAUCGUAAGAAGCAUUUCAAGGUCCUGGAGUGGCCUAGCCAGUCUCCAGAUCUCAACCCCAUAGAAAAUCUUUGGAGGGAGUUGAAAGUCAGUGUUGCCCAGCGACAGCCCCAAAACAUCACUGCUCUAGAGGAGAUCUGCAUGGAGGAAUGGGCCAAAAUACCAGCAACAGUGUGUGAAAACCUUGUGAAGACUUACAGAAAACGUUUGACCUGUGUCAUUGCCAACAAAGGGUAUAUAACAAAGUAUUGAGAAACUUUUGUUAUUGACCAAAUACUUAUUUUCCACCACCAUAAUUUGCAAAUAAAUUCAUAAAAAAUCCUACAAUGUGAUUUUCUGGAUUUAUUUUUCUCAUUUUGUCUGUCAUAGUUGACGUGUACCUAUGAUGAAAAUUACAGGCCUCUCUCAUCUUUUUAAGUGGGAGAACUUGCACAAUUGGUGGCUGACUAAAUACUUUUUUUCCCCACUGUAGCUAGUUAGCUGGCUAGUUUCAGCCGGAGGUUCUAGAUAAAAAGUUGUUGUAUAAAGAAAUAAUAAAAUCCGUUCCACAUUGGGUGAGGCGGGUUGCAGGAAAGUAUAUUUAGUUAAAGGAUGGAAAGUGAGAUUGAGAAAUAUAUACGAAAAAGACAAAGAAAAAAAAAAAAAAAAGCUAUUUACAUGAUGACACUACAGAAAACACGACUGCACUGGACCAUGUUGAAGUGUUGAAUACACUACCAGUCUGUUAAGCAGAUGUGUUUUCUGGGAGAAGUACAGUAUCUGACUCCUCUGGGACUUUUCUUUCCAGGACUCUCUUUCCUAAAUCCCAGUCCUGCAGUAUCUAGCUCCAAAUAGCCCCCUGAUAUGAUAGAUGGCGUUUUCCAUACACCACAUAUCCUUUAUCAUGUUCACUGAGACUCAGCUGCAUUGAACCAAAACAUGGAAAACAGAACAUCUCCAUUAUACUAUGUUCUCUAUAUUUUUUUGUUUUGUUUUGUUUAGUUUUUAGUUACACUUUAUUGCAAUUUAAGAUAUAUUAUAUUUAUUUGUCAAUCCAGUCCUUUCAGAGCCAAUGGGGGUCAUCAGUGAUCAUAGCUAGGGAUCAGUUUGUGACUAGAGGUCAUCAAACACAUUGUCCAUAUAUUUUUGUCUGUCAAUUAACUAAUCAACCAACCAAUCAUCCAACAAAUAAAUUAACCAAUCAACCAAUCAUGUAUUCUCUCUUUUCCAGGCAACCCCCUGUUGAUCAACUCAUCCCUGCAGCCAGACCUAACGGUGUCACGGACCUACACCAGCCCCAUCUGCUUCCAGGAUUCCAUGGAUAAAGAACUAAUUUCCCAGGAGCCUUCGCUCUUCGACCCCCUGCCCGACCUCAAGGUCAAAGUUCACUCCUCUUUCAUGGUGUCCCUGGGAGUGUCAGAGAGGGGGGCCGAGUACCACACCCAGAAAGCCCACCCCCAGACCUUCCCCCGGGGGCUGGCGCCCGACUACAGCGGUGUGGGGGUGGAGGGGACCCUGAGAGGAAGGAGGGAGAAGAGCCUCCUCGCCCCCCAUGCACCGUCUACGCCCUCCAGGCCCCCACUCAGGACGGCCGGGGUGUUCGGACACGCGGGAGGGAGGCUGGUGGUCCCCAAUACAGGUGAGGGUUGUGGUUCGUAAGGGCGAUGUAGCACACUCAUACACAUGCUAACACACACAUGUACACAUGCAAACGCAAGCAUACACAGGCAUGGAUGUUUGAAGGCUUCCACACACACAGGUCCACAUACCACAUACAUAGAGGCACACACACGCACAGAGGAGAUGAUCACAAGAUACAUACACAUAUACACACGUACGCACACACAUAUAUGCACACACACUCACGCGCGCACACACACACUGCUGGGCUGUCAGGUCUAUUUAGUGCAGGUGACAGCCAGAAAGGCCAGUCAGGGCCUCUGGGGCUCUCAAAUCAAUGUUGCCAACAGUGCACCACACACACACAUACACACACACACACACACUACCACUGGAGCCCACAAACAAUUCCUCUCUAGAGUGCCAAUCUAACCUGCCAGUAGAUUAAAGUGUCACAAAGGACAGGAGACAUCAAUGUGGGGCAGUGUGUGUGGAUGAGUGAGAGCGUAGUGUGUGUGUCUGUGUGCGUGUGUGUGCAUGUACAUAUGUGUGCAUGCGUAUCUCUUGCUCAUCUCCUCUGUUCCUCUCUCUCUCUCUGUGUGUGUAGGCGUGAGUCUGUUGGUGCCCCAUGGGGGGAUAGCUGAGGACACUACCUGGGAAAUGUACAUGGUCAUCAACCAGGAGAACAGCAGCAGGUGAGACACGACACACAGAUAUGGCACAGAGAACCAGGCUGCCUGCCUCCCUUCCUACCUCUUAUCGCUCUCUCUCUUUCAUUCUACCACUUCAUCUCACUCCAUCUCUCAUCCUGUUUUCCCUAUUUCUCACGCUAUCUCUCCCACUUAUUAACACCCACAGUUACAAAUAAACACACGCACGGGUGUAUGCAAGCACACACACACAUGCUUGCUCGCUCACUCACUCACUGACACAGACACACACAAACACACACACAUACAGUGUUGCUCCAUACUAUGGUAUAGCAUGCGGUAUGCCAUGGUAUGGUACAGUGCGUUACAUACCAUACGUGGUAUGGUACAGUGCCAUUAAUGCCCACCAGAGGGCAUCUUUGAGAACAUCUACACUUCAUGAUUACAAUUGAAUUAUAUAUUUCAUUGUAGGCCUAUAGGAAGAAAAAAAGGAAGAAGAUCAAGCAAGCCGAGUUUCAAUAUUGGCAGAAUAUUGUAUGAAAUAUUGGCCAUUUAAAAUGCAAUUAAAUCUGGUACUUUCAAUUCAAAUGUGACUCGAUCCAUUCUCUAUUCUCUUGUUGAUAUUAUAUCCUGGACUUUAUUUACGAUUAUUUUCAUUGUAGCCCGUUCUCCGGUUCACAGCGCUGUAUGGGUUUUGACUGACAGCUGUUAUAAGCUUGAGCACCGCACACAACAAGAAGAUGCCCUUAUCCCUCCCGUUAAUUGGGCUAAUUGCACAUUUGUUGUUGUCUGAAUAAGGGAAAUGCUGUAAAUCGAUAGGAGUCGAUGUGUUUUGACCUUAUAGUUGAAUGCGAUUAUUUUAGUUUUAAAGCCACCAGAUGCUUCUUUCUAUUGUUGCUAUCUAUUCGGUAAUGAGUGAGGCACACAGACUCAGCCAUACAUUAGUGAGUCUGUGUGCCUGCUUGAGUGGAUGAGCUGAACUCUUCAGAAACCAACGACAAAGUUACUAUUGAAGGCUUGGCCUAUUUAGAAGGCUAUUUUGCAGCAUAGAGCUAUAUUAAGUUAUUGUAAUGUUUUGUCACUCAUUUUGUGGCACAGUCUCCAUGGAUUUGUCUCCCGACAGCCAGAGACAGUAGCCACAGAUCAAAAUUGCUUGAAUUUGAUAAUUUACUUAUGAAGUUUGCAUUUGGAUUUCAUUUGGAGUUCUUCAAAUUGCUUGAACCUGUGUGUCUCUAGAGAACAUUGGUUAAUGCCUAUAGGCCUAAUAGAAUAUACACAGUUGGAAAAUGUAUAAAUAUUUUAAUUGGUUGAGAUAGAAUCAACAUUCGGCCUGCUACCAAUUAAAUGUUAUUUAUUUCUCUGCGCCCCUCACUGCAAGACCGAAUUGUCUGCUUUAUAUGAGGCUUUCAUUUAAGGAAGGUCAUAAAAAACAUGAUACUAAGAUAAUGUAUUUAUAAAAGAACAGAAUAGCAUGUUUUGAGUUGUAUUUAUCUGUGCUUAGUAGCCGAGGCUAUAUGGCUGCGCCAUUCUUCAUCCUAAUCAUUAAGUUGUGUACAAUUAUCAGUUUCUAUCUGGUUUCUAUCACCCAUUCAUCAAUUCAUCAAGAGACACAUUAGCGCCUGGGUACCAACGAUUUACACCGAACCCAAAAGCAUAAUCAGCAUUCUAACUCCCCCUUGCGGUGACACAAUAUACCGUACUAUAUACCAUAAUGUACCUCAAUGCACUGCGACAUAACCUCAACUUUUAAUUGAGGAACCACUGUACACUCCGCCCAGCAUGCGGCCUUAGCUCAUCUUGCACACUCAGGAAGAGGCUGGCAGUUGCAGCAUGGCCCUGAGCAACUGGCUCAACAACUGGCUCAGCCCCCUCCUUCCUGUGCGACUGGUUAAAGCUGUGAAUAUUAAAAAGUCUUCAGUGUUAAGGCUAUCUGCCAUCGUUUGUCAGAUAGAAUAAGACAGACAAAGAGAGAGUCUAGGUAACUAUUGCCUGCUGUGGAGAGCCAAUUGCCGUGACCUAGCUGUCAAGACUUUCACCAGGCUAUUACUCAAGGCGAAAAUGGCACGACGUAUAAAACACGUUCACAAGAAAUGUAAUACUGUUAACUUCUUGAAGCCUCUCGGAAAAAAGUCAUCUCGCCACCAUGAGUCAGUCUUUUUGGAUCUGUUUGUUUGUGAUUGCUUUGCAGACCAAACAUUUCUAAUAUCUCAAACACAUCUGGAUGAAACCAUCCCAACAACUUAUCACCCAUGACAACCUGGUUAACCACAGCUGGUCCCAUCAAGGAAAUGACAUUUCGACUUCUCAAGGAGUUGAAAUAUGUGACAUUGAUUGUCACUUGCAUGGCAUCAAAUGUGGCUACAAUCCAUUUCACCUCCCUCCUCCUUCCUCCUUCUCAGAGCACCCCAGAGGCUUCUGGGUAGCGAGGGUAAAGAUAAUCAUCAAAGGUCACCUAUAGUUUACGCCUCAGAGUUUAGGGGUGGACUGCCUGUGUCUGUCCUGUGAGGUGUGCGCUACUUUAAACACUCCUUGAUCUCCCUGAGCCCACACCUUUAGGUUUCUGCCUGGUCCUGAUAAGGCUGGCUGCUUGCCUGGGGGGCAGCGCACCAUUGAGCUGUCAAUCACAAUCUUUUGACAAGCACUUGGAGAGACCCUGGGAGAAAUUAAAUGUUUUCUUCCUAUUCAGACUUCAGAACGAAUCCAACUACAUGAGGCGGUUGGCGGUGGAUCUCCACUCGGCUGCAGAAUAGGAAUCAAUCAGCUCAGCCUUGACGGCUGCAGUAUGGAGACUGAGAUGAGAGGCUUUUCCUCUCUAGGGAAGUCUCCACACUGCAGUCUGAAGGCCUUGGUGAGGGUUAUUAGAUGUUAUUGAGAGAUCAGGAGAACAGUUAACCAUCAAAGUUGAGUUGAAAAGUUUGUAUUGAGAGGAGUUGGGGAGCCUUAUGCCGAACACACACAGAAAGUGUGUCUGUUCUUCAGUGUUUUUAAUGUCAUGUGUUUGUAGCAGAGGUAGUUCAUGGAGCUAGCCUCAUCUGAUGAGUCACUUUGCUCAAAACUCCCUGUGUUAAAGCCUUGGCUUCAGCUCAGCGAGCUAACAAGGUCUUGUUGUGCACUGAAAGCCUGAAACUCCAUAGGGAACAGUAUCCAAGGUUGUUAUGUUUUUUUUCUUCUAAAUGAAACAAUAAAACCCCCACAGGGUAUUAGUGCCUUGAAGUGCAGUUAUUGUUUGAUACUUGUCAUGCUACCACGGUACAGCCUGUGGCCUUAACACAAGGUCAGCAGAUCUCUGUAGAGAUCCGAUCGGUGACUGCGUGUGAAUGAGAGAUCGAGUGAAAGGGUUUGAAAGGGAAAGUGUGAGAGAGAUAUUGUUGUUAGGAGGAGUUGCGGUAGAGGGAUGUAAGAUCGAGAGUGAAAGAAGGAGUGUUGAUUAUGGGUUACUUCAGGUGGCGUUCAGUCAAACCUCUCUCUGUUUGCAAUCAUGUUACUAUUCUGUUUACCUUUUUAUCUUGUUUACGAAGCUAAUUUCAGCGUAAAAAAAUGUUAGUCUAUUUGUUUGCAUGUUUUUAGAAUAAGAGUUUCAGUGGACCAUAAAAUAUCACUCAGCAUCACAAUUCCAAACAUCUCUCAGAGUGCAGUCAAAUCAUUCCAACAUGAAAACACUAAUUCAUUAUUGAAACAUCAAUAACCCAAAGUCGCCCUAACUGAUCCACCUCUCAAACUAAUUCCAUUGAACAAAUAAUGUAUCUUUGUUCCCGAGAUACUCAGCCAGAACCAUGAAAAAUGUCUAGUUUUUUAUCUUUGCUCUGAGUCGUGCUUUCUUUGAAAAGCAAAUGGUUUUUAUUCUCCUCUCUUCAGGCUAAUUAUCAGAGUCCAAUAUGCAGGUAACCUUGACGUUCCUAUGGUGACUGGGCCUAAUUACCAUAGCACACACACACACACACACACACACACACACACAAACAAACAUACACACACACAAACAUGCGUGCGCACAUGCACACACAUACAUGCAGCACAGCUGCAGGCUUUCACUGCUGUUGGCUUAUUUAUUCUGUAUUUUUACAUGAGAGAUCAUAACCCCUGUCAAUGUUUCGCUGCUGAUUUGCUUUCAUUUUAACAAUGGAGACAAAUUGGACAAUAGGCACUGAUAAUUAUCUGAAAAAUAAAUAACGAUAAAGCCGAGUGAAAAUCCUGUGGCGAGCGAGGUUGAUCUCACUAUGUUCACCCCAUAUCGUGUUCAACUGAUGUUUCAGAAAACAAUAUAACACAGUCAUAUGCUUGCAUAUGUCUUUAUUUCCAGUUGAUGGUUAGCCUACCCUACACAAUAGAAUGCUAGCCUACUUGUUGCCUCCUGAAAACAGGUUGUGUACCCAAACAGACCUAUUCCAGCCAGUCAGUAUUUGGAUGUUUGUGAUGUUUCACUCAACACCAACACACAGUGGUCCUGAUCCCCUCAUUAAAGCGUCCAUUUUAUCAAUUUAGCUGAAAUCACUCCUCUGAUUCUGCCUCUAGUCCCUAAUCGGACUUGUCACUCAGGCUUAGGCGGGGGACACCAGCUUGGCCCUGUGACAGCAGGGGAUAGCAGGGCCACUCUACCCACUGUGAGAUUGACCCCCAGGCCUGCAGCAGCAGGACUGACGGAUGGUUGAGGCUCAAAUAGUAUGAAGUCAAGCAGACAUCAGUUUUCAUUGGACGCUGGGCCGUAAAGAUCUGUGUAGUAGUGCAGCCCUUCUGGACUGAUGGCAGCCCCGUCAAAGUUUCUGUGUUCGCAAGAAUGGGACAAUAUGCCAAUAUGUAUUUUUCCCCUCUUGCUCAUGUAAAGCAAUUGCCUACUGUUUAGGAAACAUGCCCUGCUCUGGUUUUCAUGUUCCUCUCAUGUACACUGUCUGUGGAUAGUUUGGAGUCUAAACCCAUCCUGAUGUUUCUGUAUGUGUGUUUUCAGCAGUACCCUAUCAGAAGAGAGCCAGGAGGUCCUGCUGAGCCCAGAGGUCACGUACGGUCCACCGGGCCUUGACCUCUCCUGCCCCGUCGCCAUGACGAUAGCCCACUGCGCUGAGGUUGCCGCCGACAACUGGAGCAUCCGUCUCAAGAGGCAGACACAGGAUAACAAGUGGGAGGUGAGAUUAUCCUGAAAACAUUUCAGAACAUUUAGAGGAACAGUGUGACAUUUUUCUCUCUUAGAAACUUAAUUGUGCAAAAGACACUGUAUAUUUCACAAUUGAUAUUGUAACUUCCCUUUUAUAAUAUCCAUGAGCUUAUUUAACUGGAGUUCAAGUAAACAACAUUAAAAUGCGUUCCAGACGAUGCAAACACUGGCCGUUGUAUUAAACCUGGCCUUGGAUUAUGUGGAUCUAUUUAAAAUGUUACGGUUAUUUUCCACAAUUUUGCUUUCUGCGUGGGCUAAUAAUGUGCAAGGAAAAUGUCACCCAAUAUGCUCACAUCCAAUGAAACAUUUCCAUACAGUGCAUUCAGAAAGUAUUCAGACCCCUGGACUUUUUCCACAUUUUGUUAUGUUACAGUGUUAUUCUAAAAUUGAUUAAAUUAUUUUUUUCCCCUCAUCAAUCUAAACACAAUACCCCAUAAUGACAAAGCAAAAACUGGUUUUUAGAAAUGUUGGUAAAUUUAUUACAAAUAAAAUUCAGAAAUACCUUAUUUACAUAAGUAUUCAGACCCUUUGCUAUGAGACUCGAAAUUGAGCUCAGGUCCAUCCUGUUUCCAUUGAGAUGUUUCUACAACUUGAUUGGAGUCCACCUGUCGUAAAUUCAGUCCCACAGUUGACAAUGCAUGUCAGAGCAAACACCAAGCCAUGAGGUCGAAGGAAUUGUCCUUAGAGCUCCGAGACAGGAUUGUGUCGAGGCACAGAUCUGGGGAAGGGUACCAAAAAAUUUCUGCAGCAUCGAAAGGUCCCCAAGAACACAGUGGAAAAAUUUAAAAAGUUUGGAACCACCAAAACUCUUCCUAGAGCCCGGCCAAACUGAGCAAUCGGGGGGAAACGGCCUUGGUCAGGGAGGUGACCAAGAACCUGAUGGUCACAUUUACAUUUACAUUUUUAGUCAUUUAGCAGACGCUCUUAUCCAGAGCGACUUACAGUUAGUGAGUGCAUACAUUAUUUUUAAUUUUUUAUGUAUUUAUUUUUUCAUACUGGCCCCCCGUGGGAAUCAAACCCACAACCCUGGCGUUGCAAACGCCAUGCUCUACCAACUGAGCUACAUCCCUCUGACAGAGCUCCAGAGUUCCUCUGUGGAGAUGAGAGAACCUUCCAGAAGGACAACCAUCUCUACAGCACUCCACUAAUCAGGCCUUUAUGGUAGAGUGUCCAGACGGAAGCCACUCCUCAGUAAAAGGCACAUGAGAGCCCUCUUGGAGUUUGCCAAAAGGCACCUAAAGGACUCUCAGACCAUGAGAAACAAGAUUCUCUGGUCUGAUGAAACCAAGAUUGAACUCUUUGGCCUGAAUGCCAAGCGUCACGUCUGGAGGAAACCUGGCACCAUCCCUACGGUGAAGCAUGGUGGUGGCAGCAUCAUGCUAUGGGGUUUGUUUUUCAGCGGCAGGUACUGGGAGAAUAGUCAGGAUCGAGGGAAAGAUGACCGGAGCAAAGUACAGAGAGAUCCUUGAUGAAAACCUGCUCCAGAGCGCUCAGGACCUCAGACUGGGGCGAAGGUUCACCUUCCAACAGGACAACGACCCUAAGCACACAGCCAAGACAACGCAGGAGUGGCUUCGGGACAAGUCUCUGAAUGUCCUUGAGUGGCCCAGCCAGAGCCCGGACUUGAACCCGAUCGAACAUCUCUGGAGAGACCUGAAAAUAGCUGUGCAGCGACGCUCCCCAUCCAAUCUGACAGAGCUUGAGAGGAUCUGUAGAGAAGAAUGGGAGAAACUCCCCAAAUACUUGUGUGCCAAGCUUGUAGCGUCAUACCCACGAAGACUCGAGGCUGUAAUCGCUGCCAAAGGUGCUUCAACAAAGUACUGAGUAAAGGGUCUGAAUACUUAUGUAAAUGUGAUUUCAGUUUUUUAUUUGUAAUACAUUUGCUAAAAUUUAUAAAAACCUAUUUUUGCUUUGUCAUUAUGGGGUAUUGUGUGUAGAUUGAUGAGGGAAAUAAAUCAAUUAUAGAAGGCUGUAACUUAACAAAAUGUGGAAAAAGUCUGAACACUUUCCGAAUGCACUGUAUACUAUAUAUACUAGAUAAGUUGAUUUUGAUUUCUUUGUUCCAUAUAAAAAAAACAGGUAUCUUCAGUGUUCACCUGAAACUGAGAAUAAGAUACAAUCACAUAAUCUAAAUUCUACAUAUUCUGUUCUUCAUACUCUUCUCAACCUCUAUUCCACUGAGGUUCAUUGAGCUGCCAGUUGGGAGGAACUAUUUCACUCACUCAUGUUAGCAUGGACUUCUUUGAAAAGUAGUGAAAGCUCAAGUCCGUCCAACCUCUCAAAAAACUCUGCCUCUCUGCCUCUUAUAACUUCCCACUCUCUCUCUCUCAUUCUGAGGGACUCCCUCGUUCUCUCAAGCUCUGAGCUCCGACAUCAAUCCACACCCUCUAUUUUUCUAGAUCCAUCCACCUGUCUAUCCAUCCCAGAAGACGAAUCAGCGAUGUUCUUUUAAAGGCCCAAUGCAGUCAAAAACGUGAUUGUCCUGUGUUUUAUAUUUCCAAACUAUGAGGUUGGAAUAAUUUUGUGAAAUUGUGAAAAUUACAAUAAUGCCCUUUUAGUGUAAGAGCUGUUUGAAAAGACCGGCUGAGAGGGGAGUGUGGGUGUGCGUGGAACCCCAUCAUUACAUAAACCUCCCUUCCACCACAAUCCCUUCAUCAGAUUCCUCUCCUCCAUUAACAAUCCCUUCUUCUUCCUCUGUGGUCACAUCAAAGAGCAGGGACAGCAGCAGGGGACCAGAACUAUCUUCUCCACACACACACACACACACACACACAACAAAAUGAAUUAUAGUGUGAAAUUGUGAAAAUUAUGAUAAUGCCCUUUUUAGUGUAAGAGAUGUUUGAAAUAAACACCUACAAUUUCAGCCUGUUUUGGUGGGAUGGAGUUUUGGCCUGCCUGGUGUCAUCACCAGGCGGUAAAUGAGUUAAUAGACCAAUAAGAAAGAGUUCCAAAUCUCUCUGCCAAUAACAGUUUGUUUUCCCCACUCAGACCACUCCCAGACAGUCCUAGCAAAAUUGUUGCUUGAGAAAUUACUCUUUGCUAACAAGGUAUUUGUUUAUUUUUUACCAUUUUGAUUGCAAACACAGUAAGGUACUUGAUUGUUGCCCAGACAUGAUUUAAUAUUGAGAUAAAAUAGCUGCAUUGGACCUUUAAUGUUUAACUUACUUCAUCAAAGGCGUGUCGGAGAGUGACCGGGAGCUCAUCUAGGCAGUGUUGACCCCAGAGCUCAGAGCUCUUUGUGCCUUGCGGUUAGCCUGUGACGGUCCAAGACCCUGGCCUAUUCACUGCCUGUGACAUUUACACAGGAUAUAAUUUGCUGGCGAGAGACGCUUGCUGCACAAAAGGCAGCUAUCAAAGACCAGUCGACGAAUGAGUGUGUGCGCGCUGUGGGUUAUAUGCUGACGGGAGAGAGGGAGAGCAGGGGGAAGAGAAAAAGAGAAAAGUGGGGAUAAAGAAGAAAGAGGGAGAGAGAUGUUUAAAGACAGAGAGAAUGGGAGAGAGAAGGUGAAGAAAGAGAGAGAAAUUGGUAAUUGAAUUGAAAUAAAUUGAGAAAGUGAGAAAGACAGAGAUGAGAGAAAGAGAGAGAGAGGCCUCCUUCAUCUUGCCCGUGUGAAGGAGCCAUGGCGCAACCUGUCACCAUUACUGUGAAAUAAUGAGCCCUUUAUCUCAGGCAGAAUGCCAGGCCAGCCUCUUCAAAUGUGAACCAUCGCUGGAAUUAGUGACAUUACCAGAGAUGGAAGGCAUCUCUCUCUCUCUCACACACUCACACUCACACACACAUUGCCCUUAAAGCUGCUUAGCUUUUGGGGUGUUUGACUCCAUCAUUUUUUCCUCUGCCUGCCUGUCUGGUGAGGAUGAGCUAUAUAAAAAGUAGAUUCCUCAUGUCUGCUGCAGCUAAUGUGCCAGGUGUUGCAUCUAGGCCAGGGGAUUACAUUACUAUAUUAUAUAGCCUGGCUUUAUAUGGUUUAACCAUGCCUUAUAAGCUUAGUGCAGAGGGCCACAGGGUCACUGGGAUGGUGCAGUAGGUGAUUUAGGAGGGGAAUUGAGCACAGAAUGAAGGAGAAAUGACCUAUGCAUACGGUUGUGUGGUAAUCACGUUACUGUUCACGAUGCCAAAUGCGCUGAUUGCUUCUCUAUCUGUCCCCAGCCAUUUUCCACGUUAAAAACCAUCAUCUUAAGGCCAUAACCCGCCCUAACUCCUUUUUUCUUCUCUCUUCCUCUCCCACAGGAAGUGAUGUCGGUGGAGGAGGAGAGCACUUCCUGCUACUGUCUGCUGGAGGCUCAGUGCUGCCACCUGCUGUUGGAGCAUCCAGGGCGCUACGCCCUGGUGGGGGAGCCUCUGAGCCAGGAGGCGGUGAAGAGACUGAGGUUGGCAGUGUUCGGUAGUGCAGACAACACCAAUCCACUGGGAUACAGCCUCAGAGUGUACUGUGUCGACGACACCCCCUACGCAUUCCAGGUAUGGAGAGGGUGAAUGGAUGGAUGGAUGGAUGGAUGGAUGGAUGGAUGGAUGGAUGGAUGGAUGAAUGGAUUGGUGGCCAACAAGAUCGCAUAGUUUCCCUUAGAAAUUCAACGUAUUAUGGAUGAACGUCUAUUUUUUAUGCAUUAAUUCCGCGCGGUUACAGGGUAAAUUCUGUGUGGUUACAGGGUUAAAACAAAAACAGCUCAAAGGGUUAAGUUUAGGAUAGAGGGGUAAAGGUUUGGGCUAUGGUUUUUGUCGAAGGCUUGCUAGAGCAUUGUGCACUGGCAUAUCACAGUUGUCUAAGCAGCGCUCUCCAGCUCCUAGCAUCCCAUUGCUGGGCAAUCGUUAUUCAUUUUUUGGGUGCGCGCCGAGGAAAGUAUUCAGACCCCUUGACUUUUUCCACAUUUUGUUACGUUACAGCCUUAUUCUAAAAUUGAUAAAAUUGUUUUAUUUUCUCAUCAAUCUACACACAAUACACCAUAAGAAAAUGUAUUACAAAAUAAAUAAAUGAAAUAUCACAUUUACAUAAGUAUUUAGACCCUUUACUCAGUACUUUGUUGAAGCACCUUUGGCAGCGAUUACAGCCUGGAUUUUCAGGUCUCUCCAGAGAUGUUAGAUCGGGUUCACGUCCGGACUCUGGCUGGGCCACUCAACGACUUUCAAAGACUUGUCCCGUAGCCACUCCUGCGUGAGAAGAGGUUUCUCCAUCUGAUUUUCACGCUCCACCGGAGAUUAGCCAGUCCAGUCACACACACAGAGACAGAGACAGAGACAGUGUGUGUGCAUUCUCUGUAAAGAGGUGAUGUAUGAGUCGUAUACAAUGAAGAGUAGCUAUGGCCUUGUCACACAAACUAAUUUACAUUUACAUUACAUUUACGUCAUUUAGCGGACGCUCUUAUCCAGAGCGACAUACAAAUUGGUGCAUUCACCUUAUGAUAGCCAGUGGGACAACCACUUUACAAUUUUGAUACAGUGGGGAAAAAAAGUAUUUAGUCAACCACCAAUUGUGCAAGUUCUCCCACUUAAAAAGAUGAGAGAGGCCUGUAAUUUUCAUCAUAGGUACACGUCAACUAUGACAGACAAAUUGAGAAAAAAAAAUCCAGAAAAUCACAUUGUAGGAUUUUUAAUGAAUUUAUUUGCAAAUGAUGGUGGAAAAAAAGUAUUUGGUCACCUACAAACAAGCAAGAUUUCUGGCUCUCACAGACCUAUAACUUCUUCUUUAAGAAGCUCCUCUGUCCUUCACUCGUUACCUGUAUUAAUGGCACCUGUUUGAACUUGUUAUCAGUAUAAAAGACACCUGUCCACAACCUCAAACAGUCACACUCCAAACUCCACUAUGGCCAAGACCAAAGAGCUGUCAAAGGACACCAGAAACAAAAUUGUAGACCUGCACCAGGCUGGGAAGACUGAAUCUGCAAUAGGUAAGCAGCUUGGUUUGAAGAAAUCAACUGUGGGAGCAAUUAUUAGGAAAUGGAAGACAUACAAGACCACUGAUAAUCUCCCUCGAUCUGGGGCUCCACGCAAGAUCUCACCCGGUGGGGUCAAAAUGAUCACAAGAACGGUGAGCAAAAAUCCCAGAACCACACGGGGGGACCUAGUGAAUAUCCUGCAGAGAGCUGGGACCAAAGUAACAAAGCCUACCAUCAGUAACACACUACGCCGCCAGGGACUCAAAUCCUGCAGUGCCAGACGUGUCCCCCUGCUUAAGCCAGUACAUGUCCAGGCCCGUCUGAAGUUUGUUUGAGUGCAUUUGGAUGAUCCAGAAGAGGAUUGGGAGAAUGUCAUAUGGUCAGAUGAAACCAAAAUAGAACUUUUUGGUAAAAACUCAACUCGUCGUGUUUGGAGGACAAAGAAUGCUGAGUUGCAUCCAAAGAACACCAUACCUACUGUGAAGCAUGGGGGUGGAAACAUCAUGCUUUGGGGCUGUUUUUCUGCAAAGGGACCAGGACGACUGAUCCGUGUAAAGGAAAGAAUGAAUGGGGCCAUGUAUCGUGAGAUUUUGAGUGAAAACCUCCUUCCAUCAGCAAGGGCAUUGAAGAUGAAACGUGGCUGGGUCUUUCAGCAUGACAAUGAUCCCAAACACACCGCCCGGGCAACGAAGGAGUGGCUUCGUAAGAAGCAUUUCAAGGUCCUGGAGUGGCCUAGCCAGUCUCCAGAUCUCAACCCCAUAGAAAAUCUUUGGAGGGAGUUGAAAGUCCGUGUUGCCCAGCGACAGCCCCAAAACAUCACUGCUCUAGAGGAGAUCUGCAUGGAGGAAUGGGCCAAAAUACCAGCAACAGUGUAUGAAAACCUUGUGAAGACUUACAGAAAACGUUUGACCUGUGUCAUUGCCAACAAAGGGUAUAUAACAAAGUAUUGAGAAACUUUUGUUAUUGACCAAAUACUUAUUUUCCACCAUAAUUUGCAAAUAAAAUCAUUAAAAAUCCUACAAUGUGAUUUUCUGGAAUUUUUUUUCUCAUUUUGUCUGUCAUAGUUGACGUGUACCUAUGAUGAAAAUUACAGGCCUCUCUCAUCUUUUUAAGUGGGAGAACUUGCACAAUUGGUGGCUGACUAAAUACUGCAGGAUUUGAGUCCCUGGCGGCAUAGUGUGUUACUGAUGGUAGGCUUUGUUACUUUGGUCCCAGCUCUCUGCAGGUCAUUCACUAGGUCCCCCCGUGUGGUUCUGGAAUUUUUGCUCACUGUUCUUGUGAUCAUUUUGACCCCACGGGGUGAGAUCUUGCGUGGAGCCCCAGAUCGAGGGAGAUUAUCAGUGGUCUUGUAUGUCUUCCAUUUCCUAAUAAUUGCUCCCACAGUUGAUUUCAUCAAACCAAGCUGCUUACCUAUUGCAGAUUCAGUCUUCCCAGCCUGGUGCAGGUCUACAAUUUUGUUUCUGGUGUCCUUUGACAGCUCUUUGGUCUUGGCCAUAGUGGAGUUUGGAGUGUGACUGUUUGAGGUUGUGGACAGGUGUCUUUUAUACUAAUAACAAGUUCAAACAGGUGCCAUUAAUACAGGUAACGAGUGGAGGACAGAGGAGCCUCUUAAAGAAGAAGUUACAGGUCUGUGAGAGCCAGAAAUCUUGCUUGUUUGUAGGUGACCAAAUAGUUAUUUUCCACCAUAAUUUGCAAAUAUAUUCAUAAAAAAUCCUACAAUGUGAUUUUCUGGAGAAAAAAAAUCUCAAUUUGUCUGUCAUAGUUGACGUGUACCUAUGAUGAAAAUGACAGGCCUCUCUCAUCUUUUUAAGUGGGAGAACUUGCACAAUUGGUGUCUGACUAAAUACUUUUUUCCCCCACUGUUUAUAUAUAUAUUAUUUCACACAAAAAAAAAUCCUUAAAGAGGUAGGGUUUCCUCCCGAGUGACGCAGUGGUCUAAGGCACUGCAUCGCAGUGCUAGCUGUGCCACUAGAGAUCCUGGUUCGAAUCCAGGCUCUGUCGUAGCCGGCCGCGACCGGGAGACCCAUGGCGCACAAUUGGCCCAGCGUCGUCCAGGGUAGGGGAGGGAAUGGCCGGCAGGGAUGUAGCUCAGUUGGUAGAGCAUGGCGUUUGCAACGCCAGGGAUGUGGGUUCGAUUCCCAUGGGGGGCCAGUAUGAAAAAUAAAAAAAUGAUGUAUGCACUCACUACCUGUAAGUCGCUCUGGAUAAGAGCGUCUGCUAAAUGACUAAAAUGUAAAUGUAAAAUGUUUCAAGUGUCUCCGGAAGGUGGUCAGUGACUCCGCUGUCCUGGCGUCGUGAGGGAGCUUGUUCCACCAUUGGGGUGCCAGAGCAGCGAACAGUAUUUUCAAUUUCAAUCAUUCUCUCUCAUAUCGACACCCAUUAUCCUAUUUCUGUCUCGUUCACACAAAAAGACAAACACACACACACACACCUCUGACAGCAGCCAGUUGCUUUAAACCUGUGUGUUAUUCUCCAGAGAGGUUGUGAUUUGACAGAUCUUGGCUCAUUAGAGCAGCUUCGGUUCUGGACGCAGUCAGAGGGGAGCCUUGCAUGGUGAAUAGAGAGAAAUUGCAUUUGGGGAACCCACCAGCCAAUUUUCUCAGUCUCUCUCUCUGUCACUCUGCCCUGUUUAUUUGUCCUGUUUUUGUGUUGUUUGGGCUUCAUACGACAAAUGAUUUCCCUUGCGAUGCCCAGCCAGGAAAGUUAAGGGAAGCAAGGUUGCGAUUUUUCCAUUUCCCAAACUCGGUCCUGGGGACCCCAAGGGGUGCACGUUUUGGUUUUUGCCUUAACACUACAGAGCUGAUUCAAAUAAUCAAAGCUUAAUAAUGAGUUGAUUAUUUGAAUCAGCUGUGUAGUGCUAGGGCAUUAACCAAAAUGUGCACCCCUUCGGGUCCCCAGGACCGAGUUUGGGAAACACUGGCCUACGCCUUUCACUUUGUGAUGGAGACGGCCGGCAGACACACACACACACAGAGACAAAUACAGUACAUGCGUACACACAGACACACACAAAGACACACACACACUAAUGCUCCCGGUCUCCCUAGAGAAGCACACAACAAUACCCAUGGAUGAGAACCCAAAAAGCGUGAAAUCACCAAAGUCCUUUAAUCAAUAGGAAAUGCUAUUCUGGAAGAUUAGGCUUGAUUUCUGUCUCUUUGUGUGGCUUCUCAUGUAUUGUCAAUGAAUUCAACUGAAACAGCAUUUUAGGGCUAUUGUGCUUCCUGAUCUUAUUUAUUGGACGUUUUGAUGCCAGGAUUUGUUUAUUUGUUUCAUUGUGUGUUUGGGGGGGGUUUCAUUCUACAAGUGACAUGAUUAUGGAAUUCUUUCUAGUUGAUGAAAAAUGCCUUUUAAGCAAUUCUUCCAUUUCCUUUCUCUUGCAAAGAGGGCUAACUGAAUACCUAAUCUUUAUAGAUGACCUGGAGCCAGUGGGUUUGGCGACGAAUAUGUAGUGAGGGCCAGCCAACGAGAGCGUACAGGUCACAAUGGUGGGUAGUAUAUGGGGCUUUGGUGACAAAACUGAUGGCACUGUGAUAGACUACAUCCAAUUUGCUGAGUAGAGUGUUGGAAGCUAUUUUGUAAAUGACAUCGCCGAAGUCAAGGAUCGGUAGGAUAGUCAGUUUUACGAGGGCAUGUUUAGCAACAUGAGUGAAGGAGGCUUUGUUGUGAAAUAGGAAGCCGAUUCUAGAUUUCACUUUGGAUUGGAGAUGCUUAAUGUGAGUCUGGAAGGAGAGUUUACGGUCUAACCAGACACCUAGGUAUUUGUAGUUGUCCACAUAUUCUAAGUCAGACCCGCCGAGAGUAGUGAUUCUAGUCGGGCGGGCGGGUGCAAGCAGCAUUCGAUUGAAGAGCAUGCAUUUAGUUUUACUAGCGUUUAAGAGCAGUUGGAGGCCACGGAAGGAGUGUUGUAUGGCAUUGAAGCUCGUUUGGAGGUUUGUUAACACAGAUGUAUACAAAAUGGUGUCGUCUGCGUAGAGGUGGAUCCAGAGUCACCAGCAGCAAGAGCGACAUCAUUGAUAUACACAGAGAAUAGAGUUGGCCCGAGAAUUUAACACUGUGGCACCCCCAUAGAGACUGCCAGAGGUCCAGACAACAGGCCCUCCGAUUUGACACAUUGAACUCUAUCUGAGAAGUAGUUGGUGAACCAGGCAAGGCAGUCAUUUGAGAAACCAAGGCUAUUUAGUCUGCCAAUAAGAAUGCGGUGAUUGACAGAGUUAAAAGCCUUGGCCAGGUCGAUGAAGACGGCUGCACAGUAAAUCAAUCCCAGAACAACAGCAAAAGACCUUGUGAAGAUGCUGGAGGAAACAGGUACAAAAGUAUCUAUAUCCACAGUAAAAAUAGUCCUUUAUCAACAUAACCUGAAAGGCCGCUCAGCAAGGAAAAAGCCACUUCUCCAAAACCGCCAUAAAAAAGCUAGACUACGGUUUGCAACUGCACAUGGGGAUAAAGAUCUUAGUUUUUGGAGAAAUGUCCUCUGGUCUGAUGAAACAAAAAUAGAACUGUUUGGCCAUAAUGACCAUCGUUAUGUUUGGAGGAAAAAGGGGGUUGCUUGCAAGCCAAAGAACACCAUCCCAACCGUGAAGCACGGGGGUGGCAGCAUCAUGCUGUGGGGGUGCUUUGCUGCAGGAGGGACUGGUGCACUUCACAAAAUAGAUGGCAUCAUGAGGAAAGAUAAUUAUGUGGAUAUAUUGAAGCAACAUCUCAAGACAUCAGUCAGGAAGUUAAAGCUUGGUCGCAAAUGGGUAUUCCAAAUGGACAAUGACCCCAAGCAUACUUCCAAAGUUGUGGUAAAAUGGCUUAAGGACAACAAAGUCAAGGUAUUGGAGUGGCCAUCACAAUGCCCUGACCUCAAUCUAUAGAAAAUCUGUGGGCAGAACUGAAAUAGUGUGUGCGAGCAAGGAGGCCUACAAACCUGACUCAGUUACACCAGCUCUGUCAGGAGGAAUGGGCCAAAAUUCACCCAACUUAUUGUUGGAAGCUCUUGGAAGGCUACCCAAAAUGUUUGACCCAAGUUAAACAAUUUAAUGGCAAUGCUACCAAAUACUAAUUGAGUGUAUGUAAACUUCUGACCCACUGGGAAUGUGAUGAAAGAAAUAAAAGCUGAAAUAAAUCAUUCUCUCUAUUAUUCUGACAUUUCACAUUCUUAAAAUAAAGUGGCGAUCCUAACUGACCUAAGACAGGGAAUUUUUACUAGGAUUAAAUGUCAGGAAUUGUGAAAAACUGAGUUUAAAUGUAUUUAGCUAAGGUGUAUGUAAACUUCCGACUUCAACUGUAUGUGAUAGAUCUAUUCCGGGGGCCGACGACCUGGCUGUCGGAUCCGAUAACUUAUCCUAUUUUCUCCAGCACUUCAUAGGGUCCUUUCCAUGUGGCUAGUAGUUUACACUCUACCGUGGGGACCAGCACUAACACCUUAUCUCCCGGUUGAAAUUCCCUCAGGGUAUCCUGCCGGUUAUAAGUGUGCCGCUGGUCCUCUUGUGCUUGCCUCAUGUGCUCUCUGACGAUGGGCGUGACUGUGGCUAUCCUGUCUUGCAUUGCCGUGACGUGCUCUAUAACACAAUAUAAGGGGUGGCCUGGUGCUCCCAGGUUUCCCGGGCGAUGUCUUAAGAUUCCCCGGGGGUGCCUCUCAUAUACUAGCUCAAAGGGUGAAAACCCCAGUGAGGCUUGGGGAACCUCUCUAAUGGCAAACAUCAGAUACGGUAACAUGAAAUCCCAGUUUUUCCCAUCCUUAUCGAUUACCUUCCUGAGUAUUGACUUCAGGGUGCGGUUGAAUCUCUCAACCAGCCCAUCCGUCUGAGGAUGGUAAACCGAUGUCCUCAACUGUUUCACCUGCCACAACUUACAAAGGUCCGCCAUAAGGCGGGACAUAAAGGGGGUCCCCUGGUCAGUAAGGAUUUCCUUUGGAAUCCCUACCCUGGUGAACAGGAGCACUAACUCCUUUGCAAUAUUUUUGGAAACCAUCGUCCGAAGGGGAAUGGCUUCUGGGUAGCGAGCGGCAUAAUCUAGGAUGACCAGAAUGUAUUAGUGCCCUCUGGCAGAUUUGGGUAGUGGGCCCACUAUAUCCAUUGCCAUCCUCUCAAAUGGCGUUUUGAUUAUGUGGAGUGGCACUAAUGGGCUUCUAACAGCUGGUCGGGGAGCUGUUAACUGGCGCUCGGGGCAUUCCCCACAAUGUCGAGUCACCUCAGCCUGAAUACCUGGCCAGUAAAACCUCACAAUCCUGUCUCGGGUUUUAUCGAUACCAAGGUGUCCCCCCAGAAUAUGCCCAUUAGCUAGGUCCAGUACUGUUUUUCGGUACUGGGUGGGGACCAACAACUGUUCCACCACAUCAACCCCUAUUUUUGAGACUCUGAUGAAGUGGGGGAAACUAUUAGGCAUCGUCCCGUCAUUUAUGGGGGUACCAUCCACGACCUGCACAUCUGCUCUGGCUUGCUGCAGGUUUGGAUCCUGGGUCUGGGCCGUCCCGAAAUUAGUCAGGGACCCUGCCAGGUCUGUUGGUUCUAGAUAGUCGCCCUCUGAAUCCAGAUCGAUCCCCGGCCCAACUAGUACCGGGCUGCUCAUUAUUGACGGGGUCUGCCCCUUCCUCAUCCUCCCCUACUAGCACCUGUGAGGUUGGCCCCUGGGAAACCUUCUAUUUUCUUGGCUUUGGUUGAGGGCUAGAUGCUACUUCCUGCUUGGUCAGGGGGGUUUGCUUCUCAAAUAUGCCAUUAUUUUGGCCUAACCUCGCAAAGUUAGGAAAGUAUCUACCCAGUAUUACAUCAUCUUUGGGACCACGCAAACCUCAUAAUCCAGCAACCCCUCCUCAGUUUGUAUGCUCACUAAGGCUGUUGGAUACGGACGGGUAUCCCCAUGAAUGCACGUAACACUGACAUCCUGACUUAUCCAGUUUAUGAGUCGGCACGAGGUCUGCAACGACCAAGGUUAACAUACUGCCGGAAUCAAGCAGGGCUCCAACCUCUUUCCCUUCAACCUUCACCAUGCACAUAUGUUCAUUUAUUGGUCUUUCAAGUACAGUGGUUACCACAGGACAUGCAUACCAUAUAUCAGCUUCUUCUUUUCCACCGAGGUUACAUUGCAUUGGCUCUUCUUUCACAGGGCAGUAGGCCGCAAUAUGUUCCGGUCUAUUACAAUUGCAACAGAAAAUAGGGUUGACCCCUUAUAUGUGGGUCGGCCCCACCUUGCGAGCAUUCCCCUUGCUUCUGGGGAUUGUAGUUUUUGGCGGUCUGCCAUUUUGUGAUCUGUCGGGGUGGCCAUUUUAGUGAGAGGGCAGAGCCCGUUUAUUAGUUCUGCUCUCACAUAUCUGCCAUUUAACACUCUGCCCCUUUCUUUGCCACAGUAUAUUACUGGAAACCUUUUAAGUUUACCAGUAAACUACCAGAAUUUCGUAUCUUUCAAGGAUGUUACGUAAUCUGUCACAAUACAUCUAGUGGCCCUUUUGGGUACUUCAGAUUAUCACAGGUGUCUCUGGCCCUCUGUGUGGCCUUAUCACAUGUAAAAUAUAUGAAAUAAUUAAAUAAGAUGAUUUUAAAAUGAAACAUAGAAUGACAAAGCUGUAAAACAUUAUCCUAAAUAUAAACCAUAAACUUAGUGAAUACUAUUGGUGUUUAAUAUGAGUGUUUCAGCAUGAAAUAUCCUUUACAUUUAUUUACACACUUUUAUUUUAUUUUACCAUGUCAAUAUGUAUUUGUUGUCAAUGUUUUGGCGGCAAACUGUUGGCAGUUGUGAAAAAAAGUCAAUAGUUGGAUGAGUUGCAGAGUUAAUUGAAAAGAAUCCCAUUGUUGAUUAGACACUUUUUUUCAUUAAUUAGGCUAUUUUCUCUUGAACCAUAUCGUCUAUCUCCUAAAAACUCACUGACAGAUGGAGGAGAGGGGUUGUGACUGAGUAAUAUUGAUUUUCUAUGUUCUGUAAUCUGUGUAUACUGUUCUUCAACGCUGUAAACACACCCGGAUUCAAUGUAAUUCUCAUCCUUUAAUCUCACCUUUCUCUCCUUCCCUCAUCUCCCUUCUCUAUCACACUCUCUCUCCCUCUUUCCAUCUUGCCAACUUCUCCCCCACUCUCUCUCCGCCUCCUACCUCCCACCUCCUUCCCCACUCUCCCUCUUCCCUUCCCCCCUUCCCACCUCCCUUCGUCUCUCAUCCUUCCCCCCUCUUCUCCUCCUCCACCCCUUCCCGUCCCCUCCCCUCUCCACCCUAUCAGGAGGUGGCGUCGGCCGAGCGGGUGAGGGGCGGUCGUCUCCUGGAGGAGCCCAAGACGCUGCUGUUCAGGGGGAACUCCCUCAGCCUGCAACUCUCCAUCCAGGACGUCCCCCAGUUCCUCUGGAGCAUCAAGCCUUUCACCACCUGCCAGGUAGGGGAUGGAGGAGUGUGUGUGGGAAAGGGAGGGGGGGUUAGAGAGGGAGUGUGGGUGUGCGUGGAACCCCAUCAUUAGAGAAACCUCCCUUCCACCACAAUCCCUUCAUCAGAUUCCUCUCCUCCAUUAACGAUCCCUUCUUCUUCCUCUGUGGUCACAUCAAAGAGCAGGGACAGCAGCAGGGGACCAGAACUAUCUUCUCCACACACACACACACACACACACACACACACACACACACACACACACACACACACACACACAAACAUACACACAACAAAAUGUAUUGACUUGCUGUUUGUUUGUCAUUGAAACUACACAAUAUGUAGGAACUGAAUUGACUUUGAAGACUGGAAUGUUAAUUCAGUUUGCUCAUGGAUACACAACCCCAUCCCCAAGAGGCUGCUGAUUGUAAUCCCUUCAAUGAUUAGCUGAGGUCGUUGAGUGGCUAAAGAGAUCAUUGACCUGGUCUGGUCUUAAAGACCCAGUGCUGUCAAUAAUGUGAUUUUCCUGUGUUUUUUAUAUAUUUCCACAUUAUGAGGUUGGAAUAAUACUGUGAAAUUGUGAAAAUUAUGAUAAUGCCCUUUUUAGUGUAAGAGCUGUUUGAAAAGACCGCCUGAAAUUUCAGACUGUUUUGGUGGGAUAAAGUUUUGGCCUGCCUGGUGACAGGCAGUCCAAUAAGAAAGACCAAUAAGAAAGAGAGGUCCAAACCUCUCUGCCAAUAACAGCUAGUUUUCAGUUUUCCCAUCCCCACUCAGACCACUCCUAGACAGUCCUAGCAAAAUUCUUGCUUAAGAAAUCACUCUUUGCUAAGAAGCUAUUUUUGGACCUUUAACUAGUAGUUAAAAGGUGAAAUAUAGGAAAGAGGGCAAUACAAUUAGCUUGCAUUGAGGCAUUGUGUUUAGCAAAUGUUGUCAUCCAGGGCCUGUAUUCAAAAUGUGCCUCAGAGUAGAAAUGCUGAUGUAGGAUCAGGUCCCCCCCCGUUCAUGUAAUUUUAUUUAUUAGGAUCUAAAAGGCCAAAUUGAUUCUAUAUCAGUACUCUGAGACUCUUUGUGAAUACGGGACCAGUGCUAGAUUAGGUAUAUAGUUUAGGGCUGUCCCUGACUAAAAAAAAUCUUGGUCAACCGAGAGUCGUCUGUUCUUUCGACCAAUCGAUUGGUAGACAUUUAUAAACGUGUAUUUUUCUAUAUAUAGACACACCCUAUGUUUGAAUAAAAUCAACUAUAUAUAGGCUACUGAGCUUUUCUGAUGCUUUAAGCACUGCGAUUAAAAAUGAAGACACACAAAUUACUAAAGAGGGAGCCAGAGAUCAAUAUAGCCUAACCAGAAGAAAAAAACCUGUUCCCGAGCCACCUCCUCCCACUGCCCGCUGUUGCUGGUCUUCGCAGAUUCUGCCAUUAUGCUCCUAAUCGAUGCCGGUAAUAGGCUACAACAAUGGUCGGCAACCUUUUCCAUUUGGAGUGCCAAGUUAUCAUACCAUUUCUACUGAUCUACUUAUGAUUUUCAUAUGCACAUUUUCAUGUAACAAUUUCAUUUAAUUUAUAAUGAAGUCUUCAUAUCUCAAAAUCAAUGUCAUGUGGUUAAUCAAAAUUCUAUCUAAAUGAAAAUGAUACAAAUCUAAAAGGAUGCAGGUAGAAAAUAUCCUGAUAAAAAUAAAUAUCCUAUAAAUCACAUUGGCUACGCAUGGCCUGUCUGCAAGGAACUUGAAACAUACAUUGUAUCAACUAUUAACUUGGUCCAGUCCGAUCGUGCUAGCAAACUUGCAACAUUGUAUGAAAUAUUCUGGUUGUACGCUCUGCAAACAAUGUGUCCACUCCUACAAUGACAACGGUAAGACUGUAAUAAUAAUAUAUUGAAUGCAUUAACAGAAAUUACUUUAACCAAACAAACAUUGUAGAUUAGAAAUUAUGGGAAUUAACGGUAAAUGUGCUACUGGUGAUGCUGGUGUGGCUUCUGCAAUGGAUUAGUCCACUGAGACAGGCAUGAAUCAGACAGGUGUCUCUUGGACCAUACAUUUUUUAUAUAUAUAUAUGGCACCACUGCUCGACCAGCCUAUCGACCAAACAAUCGACCAGUCGACUAAAGUUUAUUUAAUAUAUUGAUCUCGCUCUCUCUCUCUCUCUCUCUCCCCUCUCUUCCUCUCUCUCUCCGUCUCUCUCUUCCUCCAGGAGUUCUCGUUCUCUCAGGUGUGGGCUAGUAACCAGCACCCCCUGCAGUGUGCCUUCUCAUUGGAGCGCUACAGCCCCGCCUCCUCCCAGCUGUCCUGUAAGAUCAGUGUGCGCCAGGUCAAAGGUCAGGAGCAGAUCCUCCAGGUCUACACCUCCGUGGUCGAGGUAAGGGGAGGAGUGUGUGUGGGAGGAAGUGUGUGUGUGUGUGUAUGUGUGUGUGUGUGUGGACGCGCACAUGUGGCCCUGUGUUUGUGAGUGUCCAUCUUCAUAAGUGUGUAUAUGUCCAUGUGUGUGUAUAAAUUAAUGCUAGUGUGUGUGUAAACCCCAAAUGGAGGUGAUGCUGUUAUACUAAUUGGCUCUCUCAUUAGAGUGAAUGUCUCCGGAUUUGACUGAAGAGCUUUUCUUAAUGAAGCUCUCAGGGGCUCUUGACUUGUAGAUUGCAUCGGUUUAACUCUUUGAAGACGUAUAAUCCGCUGUUAUCUGUAGAAAUGCAUUGAAUUGUGAAUUAUAAGACUUGAAAUUAUCUAUUUAACUGUGAGUGAAAAUAUUUUACCACCCUGACACCCCUCUUUUUUAAAUCCUGUAAUGGUUUCUUCCUCCAGAGUGAAAAGGAGGUAGUCCCCUUCUUCACUCAGUCGGACUGUACCAUCACAUCACAGAUGGGGUCCAGCGCCUUCAAGAUCCCACUGUCCAUCCGCCAGAGGAUCUGUGCCACCUUCGACACAGCCAACGCCAAGGGCAAGGACUGGCAGCUGCUUGCACAGAAACUCUGCAUAGACAGGUGAGAUACCAUUUGCAUGCACUUGCGCACACACACACACACACACACACACACACACACACACACACACACACAAUCACUCAAAGACACACACACACACACACCUUGUGGGGACACACAAUUCAGUCCCAUUCAAAAUCCUAUUUUCCCUAACCCCUAACCCUAAACCUAACCCUAACCCGUACUCUUACCCUAAACCUAACCCAAAAACCUAACCCUAAACCUAACCCUAGCUCCAAACCCUAAAACUAACCCUAGCUCCUAACCCUAACCCUUAACGUAAUUCUAACCCUAACACUAAUUCUAACCUUAACCCUAAACCCCCUAGAAAUAGCAUUUUACAUUGUGGGGACUAACAAAAUGUCCCCAGUUGGUCAAAUUUAUGUUUGUUUACUAUUCUUGUGGGGACUUCUGGUCCCCACAAGAAUAGUUAAACACAUCCAUACAUAUGCACACACACACACACAUUCACACACAUAAACUCUUUCUGGUACUAUACACAAAGAAACCCUGGGUCCCCGUCCUUAAUUUCUAGUACAACUGUUAUACUGGCCCGUGCAAUGUUCACCAUGUUUAAAUUUGACUAGCAUUUUGAGUACCACCCAUUUAAGUCAAUUUAAUUUAGGUAGUCUAGAAGUUGUAUUGAUUAAUAAUGAUACUGCACGCUACAGAAAUGUGUCUUAACUUUGUUUGCUCUAUUGGCUUGGUCAAUAUGAUUGCAAAUGACUCAUUAUGAAAUGACCAAAUUACAGAAAUUAUCAACCUUGACUGAUUCAACUCUGUCUAUCAAUUGUCCCCAUGGCUGUGCCCAGUUCAUUUGCAUACUGGUUGGCUUUUUAAUCUGAAUCUUCACCACUGUUGGGAAGGGAAAGGGGGAUACCUAGUCAGUUGUACAACUGAAUGCAUUCAAAUGUGUCUGAGAGACACACACACACAAUAGCUGGAGGAGAUUGUGUAUUUGGGUCAACUGCAGGAAGGUCUCAGGCCACUGGUUGCUCAGGCUGGAGCUGUAAGAGAGAAAAUGAGAGAACGAGUAUAAUAUGAUGAUAAUAUUAUGAGGAAACAAUGUGUCCGGUUACACUUUAGUUGCUUAUCUGUUGAUAAGCAACUGCUUGCUAAGGUUACAGUUAGGUUUAGGUUUAGAAUAAGGGUUAGGGCAAGGGUUAAGGUGAGGGUUAGGUUAAGGGUAAGGGUAAGGGUUAAGUUUAGGGUUAGGAUAAGGGUUAAGGUUAGUGAUACGGUUAGGGUUAGCAGAUAGUUAGGUGAAAUGUUACUGAUAGUCUGUAGAUAGUCUCUAGAGCAUCUUCAGAUGGACUAUCCAAAUAAAGUGUUACCUGCUGUCCUCAUUAACUGUCCUCUCCACAUACGUCCCUCUCUCCCUCCUUCAUUCCCUCCAUCCCUCCCUCCUGUAGAAGUAUUUCUGGGAUAGCUGCCAGAGCGCUAUAUGCUUAGGAUGUUGGGGAUUUUAGCAGUUUGAUAAUGGGUGAUCUCUAUUCCCUCAGCAGAAGAAGAAACAGUCAAUAAUAGAGGGCUAUGUUUCAGCCAUCUUGGCUGCGUUUACCAGGCAGCCCUAUUCUGAUAUUUUUGUCACUAACUGGUAUUUUCACCAAUCCGAUCAGAUCUUUUGACCAUUGGGCUGCCUGUGUAAACACAGUCCUGUUGUCUUGUUUCCACAUAGCCAACCCUUUCCACCAUCACUUUAUCUCUCUGUCCCGCACCCCCCCCCCCCCCCCCCCCCCUCCCCCUCCCUCUCUCUGAUCUUCCAUCUAUCUUUUAGGAGUGGGGAAAGGGGAGGGGGGAGUUUACUGAGUAAAAGGGUGACAUAAGCUGCGUGACAUAAACCAGAAAACUGUGCCAGUAAACAACAUGAGGUAUUUCGGGAAUGGGAGAAGGAUUUGGGAAUCAUUUUCUACCCAGUGGAAGCCGCCAGCAGCAUGUAAUGAGAAUGUCUCUACCUUGUUAAGCAGAUUUUUGCUAUUAAAUCUCUGGGUGUGUGGGAGCAUCAUCACCACGCCUGAGAGGAGAAGGGGAGAGAGGGAGAGAGAGAGGGAGAGAGAGAGGGAGAGAGAGAGGGAGAGAGAGAGGGAGAGAGAGAGGGAGAGGGAGAGAGAGAGGGAGAGAGAGAGGGAGAGAGAGAGGGAGAGGGAGAGGGAGAGGGAGAGGUAUACUGUGAUGAAACAGUGCCCUCUGGUGAACAGCUGAGGUGGUGGGAUAGCAGUGAGGGAGUAGGAAGUUGAUGCUGAAUUUGAUAUUCAGGAUUUUGACUUUGAUAUUCAGCAUAAUGAGUUAAGCGAUGCAAUAUACAUGUAUUUGUUUCCUUCUUCCUUUUCAUCAUCCACUCAUUUCUCCCUCAUACUUUUUGUCCAGUGUCUCCCAAACCUCUUCCCGAGUAACCGCAGCCAGUACCUCUUGUUGGAUCUAUUCCAGUACAAGCAUAUCUGAAUCAUCUGGUCAACUACUCAUCAAGCCCCAGUAUUCUAUAUGAACAGUGUCCUCUCUGUCCCUAUCUCUCUCUCUCUGGCUUCCCCCCCCCACUUCCCUCACCCCUCUCUCUAGGAACCUGUGUUACUUUGCGCGUCAGGAGAGCCCAUCAGCGGUGAUCCUCAGCCUAUGGGAGGCCCAGCACCAGGACACAGGGGACCUGGACUCUCUGGCCAGCGCCCUGGAGGAGAUCGGCAAAGUCCACUCCACCUCAAGUAGGACCACCACGCAGACCACCACAAGGACCAGCGCAACACUGGGCCGCAGCACUGAGGAGCUGGACGCUGAGUUCACCUAA
This is a messenger RNA of Coregonus sp. 'balchen', 48054 nucleotides long. Lineage: Eukaryota; Metazoa; Chordata; Actinopteri; Salmoniformes; Salmonidae. The record is from the annotation of a GenBank genome assembly.